CAGGAGACUGGAGGAAGCCCAGACUGUACAGCCUCCCGGAAGUCAUUGGGUUUGUUAGCUAUUGAGUCCUGUCUGCAGCCUUGAUACAAAGUAACACUGGAAGAUCUGCACUGCUACCAACCGGACUGCACAGUGACCGACCCACAGACAUGGAGGGCAAGUGGCUACCACAUCCAGGAGCCCAGCUCCUGCUUCUCCUGCUCAGCUUGUAUAUGGUAUGGGCAAGCCAAACGACCUCCUCUCCUCCAGUAUCACAACGUAAGGAUCUGGGGCUUGGGAUGGGAUGGGGGGGUUACUGUAUACACAAAUGAAAUGUAGCAUCAAAAUAUCUGAGUGUUCUGUGAAUGGCUAUAUAGUGUGUGUGUGUUUGUAUUUAUUUUUUUAUUUUUUUUAGUGGAGAGAAAUAGACAGCCAGGGCUGUAAGGAUAUUGUCUGUUUUAAUACAGUGGAGAUAAACCGUGAUUUAUGUAGAAAAUGUAUCAAUCAUUCUAAAAUUUUCCUUUCCUUUUUUUUUAUUUUAAAUUUUUUUAACAAAAAUCCAUGGUCUAAAUUAGAGGCUAGCUUGGUGGUGGGUACUAAAUGUAUCCCUUAAAGUUAUGGGUGCAUGUGGGAUAUCAGGAGUUUGUUAUUAAAAGACAUGUUCAUAGAAGUCCAAUGCAAUAUAACUUAAUUUAUGUUUGUGCUUUUAUUAAAAAGAGACAGUCCAAGCAUACAGCUGAUUGUUGUGCUUAUGGUUCCAGGUGGUUAUGGAUAAAGUCCCUACUAUUUACUUAAAACCGUUUUAAAGUGAUUUGGGAAAACAUUGUCUAAAUCACGAUUAAACCAUUUGGCGCAGCUCAACUCAUUUGUUAACCCUAAUUUGACCUGGCUUAACUAACCCAGUAAUCCUGUGUGAAUAUUGCAGUUCUCAAAAGAUUAACAGCAGAGAUGUGGAAUAGCAAAAUCUUCCUAAACUCAAUGCAUGCUCACUAGUAUAAAUAUCUUGGAUGGAUAAUGAGAUUGUGAAAUUCCUCAUUAUUAAUUAAAACACAUUUUUUAUGUGCACUAUCCCUAAUCUCUACGCACACUUAUAAAGUGUAAGCUCAUCUGUCACAUCAAGGCAAACCUCUUAGGUGAGUCCUACACUAACAAUUCACCUUGCUGCUUUCAGUUAAAAUGCAAAAAUUCUAAUGAGAGGGUGUAUUUUUCUAAACCUCUACACACUUAUUAACCCCUAAUAGGGAACACAUGGAGUGGGAAGUAGCACUGUAACAUUUGUAAAUACAAUCACAAAAUUUAACCCUGCGCUCUAACUCCCAAUACUCCUGGAUGGCAGCAAUGACUAUAGUAUUGGUCUUUGUUCUAUGUAUUGGGGCACAUUAGUCAGGGCAUAGGAAGGGUGUUCCUGCACUUUUUCCAAAGCAGGAACGCUGUUCCCGCUAGUGGUCCUGGAGGACCUGCCUUGCUACCUGCACAGGGGGGCCCAGCACACUCAUUGUUCACUCUCCAGCUGCUCACAUUCGCGAGACCCGCGGCCGUCAGAGCGUUGGCAACGCUCCGCACAGCACGCAGGCGAGUCUCACAAGAGUUAGACAGAGCUGGAGAGUGAACACAGAGUGUGCUGAGCCCCUGUGUGGUGCUCUCGCGCGCACACACACUCACUACAUACACUAUACACACUCUGCACUCACUACAAACACACUACAUUCACUAUACUUACUCUGCACUCACUACACACACUGCAUUCAUUAUACAUACUCUGCACUCACUACAAACACUACAUACACUGCACUUACUACAAACACACAUUCACUAUACACACUCUGCACUCACUCUACACACACCCUACAUUCACUCUAAUUACUCUGCACUCACUACACACACUGCAUUCAUUAUACACACUGCACUCACUACAUACACUAUACACAAUCUGCACUUACUUCAAACACACUACAUUCAUUAUACACACACUGCACUCACUACACACACACUACAUUCACUAUACUUACUCCGCACUGACUACACACACUGCAUUCAUUAUACACACUCUGCACUCACUACAAACACACUACAUUCAUUAUACAUACUCUGCACUCACUACAAACACACUACAUUCAUUAUACGCACACUGCAUUCACUACAAACACACUACAUUCAUUAUACGCACACUGCACUAUAUGCAUAGGAGUGUAAUUUUUUUGGGGGGGAGGGGGGAAUCUUGGGUGAGUUCCCACACUUUUUUCCCCAGAACUUGACCCCUGCUGAUUAGUACUAGAGUCAUUGCUUGGAAUCCGUGUUAAUUUUGGUGGCAAAUUUCAAUGUAGUUUGACUACAAAGCCAUUUUACUUUUAGUCUUAUUUUAGUCAUCUGAAUUGUUUUUGUUUUAGUAUACAAAAUUUCCAGUAAACUUUAGUUUAUCUGUCUCUUUUCCCCCUUCCCCACCACCUCUGUGUUUCUUUGUGUUUUCCCAACCUCUCUCCCAAGCCUUGUACUGUCUCUUUUCCCCUUUCCACAGCCCCUAUGUUAUUAUUUUAUUUUUGGUGGCAAAUUUCAAUUUAAUUUUAGUCAUAGUCUUUUGACUAAGUCAUUGGGUUUGCCAAUUUUAGUUUUAGUCAACUAAAAUUGUUAUUCAACAAAAUUAACCCUGCUGGAAAUUUAGGUGAUAGUUUGAGCGCAGGGCUACAUUUUGUAUGUUUGUACUUUCCUCAUUAUGAAGACUUCAGAAUAGGAAGUAUAACAUUGUCAGAGAAUCCCCAGGUUUUUUCCAAAUGUUUAAAAGUGGUUUGACAAAACAAUGGAGGAACUUCACCCCCCUUGCCUACUAGCACCACAAACAUUAUAAUAAACUGUAUGGGUUAUUGUUCUUGGAGAGGCACUAUAAUGAAGCAAUUUUAAUCAUGCUAUAAAGCCUCUCUUGUGGGAUGCUAAAAUUAAGAUUUUUAAAAUUUUCUGUAGAACAAAAACAGGGUCUCUACAAGCCAUAGCCUGCACAGGGGCACCAGAUAUCAUCACUCUUUAAUACCUAUAACUAUUUAUUGUGGUAUAACAGAUAAAUGAUAGGUUAACAUGAAUAUACACUGACAUUAUUUAGCAAUAAAUAUUUUGACAUGUUUGAGGGUUUUCAAUAGCUAUAAUAUUUUGUGGUUUUGCUUCCUUAAAGGAUCACUAAAGGGUCAGGAACGCAAACAUGUAUUCCUGUCCCUAUAGUGUUAAAACCACCAUCUAGCCCCCCUAGGCCCCUCAUGCUUCCAUAAAUAUAGUAAAAAUCUUACUAUAUUCAAGCCAGAAGCUGUAACACUGCAUGCUGUAUGCCUAAAAAAAAAAACAAGCAGUCUACUGACAUCAUCAGAAGUGGUAGCCUGAUCCAUUCACAUUGCUUCCCCAUAGGAUUGGCUGAGACUGACGAGGCAGAUCAGGGGCAGAGCCAGCAUGAUUCAAACACAGCCCUGGCCAAUCAGCAUCUCCUCAUAGAGAUGAAUUGAAUCAAUGAAUUUAUAUGAGGAAAGUUCAGUGUCUGCAUGCAGAGGGAGGAGAUACAGAAUGUUUGGAUGCAUUUUAGGCAGCCAUGACCCAGGAAGGAUCUCUAACAGCUAUCUGAGGAGUGGCCAGUGAAGUUAUCACUAGGCUGUAAUGUAAACACUGCAUUUCUCUGAAAAGACUGUGUUUACAGCAAAAAGCCUGAAGGCAAUGAUUCUACUCAACAGAACAAAUUCAAUACGCUGUAGUUGUUCUGGUGACUAUAGUGUCCCUUUAAACCUGCACACGCUGACUUGUUAUUCUAUUCCUUGACAAAAUAUUUUGAAGAGAACUUCACGUUACAGCCUGGUUAAAAACCUCUAAUAUUAUUUCAGUAGGUUAUGAAUUAUGGUGUAUUAAAAUUGUGGGGUUUUUCACUAAACUGUGAUUUGUUGGCAAUUCUAAGUUAAUUCAGUUUCUAAGAAACUGCAAUAAUUACCAAUGUAGGGUUAAGGGAUAUGGUACAUUGCAGCCAGACUACUUCAAUAAGCUCACGUGGUCUGGGUGCCUACAGUGUCCCUUUAAACCAUCACACAGCAGGGGGUGGCACCUAAAUAGGUAGCAGGAGAUUAUAGUUUUAGGAAUACAUGUUUAUAUUCCUAAUGCAAUAGUGUUCCGUUAAGGACAUCCCGAUGGAUAGCUACGGGCACCAUAGCUACUGCAGCCUGCUAAAAUGGUUAUGGUGCCAGCAAGUCUCAGGCAGCAUCCCGUGGUUCUGUGUUAAAGGACCACUAUAGUGCCAGGAAAACAUAUUCGUUUUCCUGGCACUAUAGUGCCCUGAGGGUGCCCCCACCCUCAAGGUCCCACUCCUGCCCGGCUCUGGAAACGGGAAAGGGGUUAAAACUUACCUUUUUCCAGCACUGGGCGGAGAGCUUUCCUCCUCCGAUCCUCCUCUUCUCCUCCCCGUCGGCUGAAUGCGCACGUGCGGCAAGAGCUGCUCGCGCAUUCAGCCAGUCACAUAGGAAAGCAUUCAUAAUGCUUUCCUAUGGACGCUGGCGUGCUCUCACUGUGAAAAUCACAGUGAGAAUCACGCAAGCGCCUCUAGUGGCUGUCAAUGAGACAGCCACUAGAGGAAAUAGGGGAAGGCUUAACCCAUUGAUAAACAUAGCAGUUUCUCUGAAACUGCUAUGUUUAUGAAAAAAUGGGUUAACCCUAGCUGGACCAGGCACCCAGACCACGUCAUUAAGCUGAAGUGGUCUGGGUGCCUAGAGUGGUCCUUUAAACCAUUUUUGACCAGUUUGGCAAAUACGGUGGAUUAGCUUCCACAUGCGUUGCUAUUUAGGUACAUUCCUCACAAAGAAUAAGGCAAAGUAUGGCACAAAGCCAUUGCUUUUUUAAUCAAGAUUAUAAGUAAGUUCCAUGUUGAACCCAAUUAGCAUAGGCAUUGCAUUGGAGUCCACUAGGAAAUGCUCCGGUAGCUUUCCUAUGUAAAAGGCUGCACAGAAGUCAAACUUUAAUAACCGUUCAUCAAAUCAAGGUUGGUUUCACGGAUUCUAAAGAGAAUAAAGUAGGUUAACUGCCUGUAUGUUGUAAAAAAUAAAUAAAUAAAGCCAUAGUUGCCAGAGGGUUAACACAACAAGUAAAUACAAAAGGGGGUAGGCUUUCUAUCUCAGAAUCCAGUGUAUUGUUUGAGGGACAGUACAGGUCUGUGUCAUGUUUUCACAAACAAAACCAAACAAAGGCAGCUUUUUAUAUUAAGAGGGCUAGUUUCUCAAUCAGUAAAUGCAGUUAGAAAAAUCUGUGCUUUAUUUUUUUCACUUAAACUGAAACUAACAGGGGGAAUAGUAGACGAGGCGUUAAUGUAAUUUUGUGUUUCUCUGAGAUACAACCAGCCCAGUACAAGACAUACAAGGAAACCAUUACUAUUUGCUCUGAAAUAUUUGUCAAAUGUAUACUUUGCCUUCUUGAAAAACUCUGUUGAAUAUUUGAACAUUGGGGGAUUUUCUAGGGGGGGAAGGGGGAAGCACUCUGUUUUUUUAUAUUUAUUUAUUUAUUUUUACUACAUUCUUUUUGUUGUUGAAAUUUUGUGCCCUGGGCAACUGGCCUGCUGGGAUGUGGUCAACUAAAUACUUUGAUAUCUUUUUUUAAUGGUAUUUGGAAGGGAUGGUUCUGCAAACACUUUUUUUUUUUUCCCCCUCAAUUUAAAAUGUAAAAUUACAGACCAAUCAAUUUCCUGUAAUCUAGUCUAGCUUUCUAAAAUUACAUUGUUUGACAUUGCUUUGUCUGUGUUAAAUAAAGAUCACUGGAAAAAAAAGCAGGUAACCUUAUUAAUACCCACAUAUACAAAGCCAAAACAAGUUUACGUGGUUGAACAUUAGUCUCUUGUAAAAUAUCUACCAUUAUUAAGACAAUAAAACAAUAAACAAAUAAGAGAACUGAAUCGAGCCAAUGGCAACAGCAUUUAUUAAUAUCCCAAUACUGACCCUCAGAAAUUCCCUAGACUUUACUAACAGGGGUUCCUUGACUCAUUUGUUUCCUUGUAACAAAACAAGUAUUCAAGUGCUAUCGGGAUUGGCCAAUGAACUCAUUACGGCAAAUUUACAUAAACUCCUUUAUUUUCUGCUUCCUUUAACCCCUUAAGGCCCAAACUUCUGGAAUAAAAGGGAAUCAUGACAUGUCACACAUGUCGUGUGUCCUUAAGGGGUUAACCCCUUAAGGACACAUGACGGAAAUAUUCCGUCAUGAUUCCCUUUUAUUCCAGAAGUUGUGUCAUUAAGGGGUUUUAAACAGACACUGUAGGCACCUUAACUUGUUCAUUUCAUUGCAGUGGUUAAUGUGUGGAGUCCCCUGGCGCAGACCUUCCUUUUUAAUGCUAGUCCCCAGCAAUCCAUGCCCUCUGUGCAGCUUGGGCUAAUGAGGAAGCAUUUAAUUGAGCAUCAAUGGGUCGCUGCUCAAUUAAACGCAUUCAGCCUAUCACAGUGCCAUUGCAGGUAGGAAUCAAUAUUGCUACAUGGAAGUUUAACCCCUUAAGGACUGAACUGUUUUUGCGAUGUUGUACAUUUGCGACCAGGCCUCUUUUUACACUUUUGUGGUGUUUGUGUUUAGCUGUAAUUUUCCGCUCUUUCAUUUACUGUUCCUAUACAAAUUAUAUAUUGUUUUUUUCAGGAGAAAAAAAGGCUUUCUUUACAUACCAUUCUUUAUUUAAUCUCAUGUAAUUUAAUUUAAAAAAAUAUGAUGAAAAAUGUAAAAAAAUACAUGUUUUUUUACUUUUACUUGAAAAAUAUUUUACUCCUCUACAAAAGCGAAUAAAAAAAAGCUGCUAACUAGAUUCAAAAUUUUGUCCUGAGUUUUAAAAUACCCAGUGUUUACAUGCUUUUUUGUUUUUUUUGUGCAAGUUAUAGGGCUAUAGGUACAAGUAGGAUAUUGCAGUUUCAAAACAUAAAUUUUUUUCACAUUUAUCAAUAGUGACAUUGUAACACUAUUAUCUGUCAAAAAUCUCUGAAUAACACCCCACAUGUAUAUAAAUUUUUUUAAAGUAGACAACCCAGGGUAUUCAAUAUGGGGUAUGUUUAGUCUUUUUAGUAGCCACCUAGUCGCAAACACUGGCCAAAUUUAGAGUUCAUAUUUGUUUGUGUGUGAAAAAAGUAAAAAACUAAAUUGAACGCUAAUUUUGGCCAGUGUUUGUAAUUACUAAAAAAGACUGGACAUACCCCCAUUUCCAAUACCUUGGGUUGUCUUCUUUUGCAAAUGGUAUGCCAUCAUGGGGGUAAUUCUCAUUCCUGGGCUACCAUACGCUCUCAAAGGCAACGUAACCAGCCUGGCCAUUUUCAGUGUAAAAAUAUUUGACCCUGUAACUUUCAAAAACGCUAUAAAAUCUGUACAUGGGGGGUACUGUUAUACUCGGGAGACAUUGCUGAACACAAAUAUUAGUGUUUCAAAACAGGAAAAUGUACAGGUUUUAGGGUGUCAUAGAAAGUUACAGGGUAAAAUACAGUGCUAGAAAAUUAAAUUCUCUGAACUUUUGGCCUGGGUUGGCAGGCAGGUCCCUCAAAUUGCAAUUACCGUAUAUACUCGAGUAUAAGACGAGUUUUUCGGCACAUUUUUUGUGCUGAAAACCCCCCACUCGUCUUAUACUUGAGUCACUGUCUGUAUUAUGGCAACUUACAUUGCCAUAAUACAGACAAGGACCGCUGUGCUCAUUACAAGCCCGGCGGUCCUGUUGGGGGCCAGCAGCGAGCUGUAACUUACCUUUCCUGCAGCUCCUGUCAGCUCCCUUAUCCUCCGUUCUGGUCAGCUCCCUUCUCCCCCACUGUAAGUCUCGCGAGAGCUGCGGGGUCAGAGCGUUGCCAUGGGUUACCGUGGCAACGCUCCGCGCAGCACUCAAACCGCAAGACUUACAGUGGAGGAGAAGGGAGCUGACCGGAAUGAAGGAGAAGGGAGCUGACAGGAGCUGCAGGAAAGGUGAGUUACAGCUCGCUGCCAGCCCCCCUCCUACACAGCCCAUGCCACUGGACCACCAGGGAAUGAGAGCCCCCUCCCUGGCCAUGUAUCAAGCAGGGAGGGGGGACAAAAAAAUAUAAAUAAAAAUGUAAAUAAUAAUAUAAUCAUUUUUAUAAUAUUCAAAUAAAAUAAAAAUAAUAAUAUUAAAAAAAUAAUUUAAUAUUAAAAUAAUAAUAAUUUAAAAAAAAUAAUAAAAAUGCCCACCCCCCACCAAGGUUACACACUCUGCAUCACAUACCCACACACACACACACUGCAUUCAUACACAUACACACACUUCAUUCAUACACAUACACACACUUCAUUCAUACACACACACUGCACUCAUACACACACACACUACACACACUGCAUUCAUACACACACACACUGCAUUAUAUACACACACACACUGCAUUCAUACACACACACUCUGCAUUAUAUACACACACUGCAUUCAUUAUAUACACAAAAUAAAUAUUCAAUUCAUGUAAUUUUUUUGGAAUCUAAUUUUAUUUAGAAAUUUACCAGUAGCUGCUGCAUUCCCCUCCCCCCCCCUAUUUUAUACUCGAGUCAAUAAGUUUUCCUAGUUUUUUUGGGUAAAAUUAGGGGUCUCGACUUAUACUCGAGCAUAUACGGUAAUAAAAUUACUUAAUUAUGUAAAAAUAUUACAUAAAUAUGCACGUAUAAUUUAAAUAUAUAUGCGUAUUUAUAUAUUUGAAGUCUACGUGUAUAUUUAUAUAAUUAUUUAUGUAAUUUUGUAUAUGGACAUAUGUAUAUUUCGUAUUAUUUUUAUUUAUUUAUAUAUACAAUUUCAUUCUAAGUGUAUUUUGAUAUAAAGAUAUAUUAAUAUCAAAAUACAGUUAGAAUAAAAUUUCAUAUAUAUUUAUAAUUUUUUGUAAAUUUUGAUUAUUUAAAAAAAAAAAAAAUUAAAUUACUUAUUUGUAUUUUAUAAUAUAUAUAUAUAUAUAUAUAUAUAUAUAUAUAUACAAUAUAUACAGUUAUUAUAUAUAUAUACGUGUGUACUUUAAUAUUUGUAUUUUUAUAUUAAUAUAUGUAUAUGUUAAUAUAAAAAUACACUUAGUAUGACAUAUUGUGACCAUGUGAUCGCUCUGUUGAGCAAUCACAUGUCCCCAGGGGUCCUAAUCCGCCAUGGGGAGACUGUCUGGGCUGCAAGCAGUCUCCCCACACCGAGAGCACCGCUGAUCGCUGCCGGGGGAACGAUGGUGAUCGGGUAAGUACAUUGGACCGUUAGGACGGUUCAGGACCGUCAUCGGUCGGCAACGCAAAAAUGCUGAUGACGGUCCUGAACCGUCCUCGGUCCUGAAGGGGUUAAUGUAUUUACCUUAGCCACUCCUCCAAUGGGGGCGGGGCAAUGGGAAGUCAGGGAAUCUCAUCCAGUGUAAAAUGGCUCGAUAAUGAUUUAACACUGGAUGGAGAGACAGUGGCAGGGGAUUCCAAGCACUAUAACCACUUUAAUGAAAUGAUUAGUGCAUACAGUCUUACCGGACAUGCCAUUCAGACCUUAAGAAGUAAUGGAUCCCCGUGUAAUUACAUUAGACAAACCCGGGAGAGAAUGAAUUUAUGCAAGUUUGAAUGACAAUUAAUUUCCUCUCAUACUAUGUAUAUGUUGGAUUGGUAUUUCUGAUGGCGUUGUUGUUGUGUAUAAGUCUAAUACAUGAGUCAAGGAAAUAAGUUUUGCCAUUUUCUUUUUCAUCUAAUCUUGAUAUGUAAAUUAUUUGUCUAAAAUUAUUUGAAGCCAACCAUUAAAGGUUUUGAAAUCGCCGUUUAGGUCACAGGCAUCUCUCUCGUUUAAAUUCACAUUUAUUCCAGCGCCACAUGGGUCUCAUCACGGCUUGCCCCACACCUACUCAAUCUCCUUGGCUGAGAUCAUCAAAUUUGAUGGUCUCAGCCAAUCCAAUGCUUUCCCCUAUGAAAGCAUUGGGAGGCUAUUGAUAUGUGCGGCAAAAGCUGCACUGCGCCGCGCCAAUGUCAUCCACCAUCUACUGCAGCUUGUGAUACCUUGUGUGUUGAUGAAGCCCCAGUCAUUCACUUGGCAAAAAAUAUAAACUCUAAAUGAGUAUGUUCUUAGUUGCAAUGUUUUGUUGAAUGAUUGAUGACUCUACAAAGAAUUGUGUAACUUGGAAGGGAAACUGGCAAUCUCAGACCAAAAUCCCCCAAAUCAGCUGUUUUUCUAGCUCUGCUAUCUUGCCUGUUUUGCAGUUCUCUUCAUAAUUCCUAUUUUAGUGAAUAACUCCUGUUAUUUUAUAUCAUAUGUAAUUAUUAGCACCGACUCCAUUUUAAGGAAGUGCCAUACAGUACCCCGGGAUGAAUUCAAAUGAACCAAAAUUGGAUUUUGAUUACUUUAUAAAAUAAGAAUUAAAAAAAAGUUAUUUUUUUAUUUUUUUUAAAUGAAAAAAUUGGGAAGAUUUAUCUAAGUGUCGCAGAUUGUAUUGUGCUUUUUUGCCAUUUGUCUUGGCACACUUUAUUAGAUCUGUCAGUUUUUUUUCCUUCCUUGUUUUUUCUUUUGUGCUCUGAUUAUUAUUGUAGAAUUCAUGGCAUUUUUACAGCUACACAACAAUCAAUCCGUCUGUCACUUUUUCUGCCAGAAUAGUUUUAUGUUUCACAUGUUUUUUCCGCCACUCUUAAUGUGAUGGUCUUUUUUGGAAGAAGAAAUGGCAGAAUUAGGGGAAACCAUAGGCUAGGAAUAAAAAUUGUAUUGCUAUUACUAUAGUACCUUAUAGUGCCCCACCUUGCUCGCACCCUCCCCGCAGUGCAGAAAGGUUAAAAAAAAACCUAAUUCACUAACCUGAGUCCAACAUUGAUGUCUGUCGGCGCUUGGUCAGGCUCCGCCUCCCCUCCUUUCGCCACGCCAGCCGACAUUGGGGACCUACUGUACAUGCACGGCUGCUAGACCGCUACUAGAGCAAUUACAAUUGCAGGGUUGUACUACCAGGAACAGGGCACCGAGACCACUUCAAUGAGCUGAAGUGGUCUGGGUGCCUUUAGUGCCCCUUUAAGAAGAGAAAAGCCAGUACUUUUUAUUCCAUUUUUUUUUUAAGUCAAGUUAAUGAAUACAAGCCGAUUGAAGACCAAAAAUAACACACAUUUUAGAACACCUUGAUAAAUCCCUCCAAUGUGUUUUAUCUGUGUUGCGAUCUGCUGUGCUUGUUUCCUAGCCCUUCAAAUGAUGAUUUCGUACAGUUUUUAUUGAAAUAAAUGAUGUUAUGUUUGAUGUCGUUGUUAAUGUUUCCAUUCUUGUUUCUCACACAGCCUGUAGUUUCUAUUCUGGAAAGUCAUGUGAGGAAUGCCUAAGAAAUGUUUCCGUAAGUACAUAUCCCAGACUGAUUUAUAAUCUAGCGAUACAGAUUAGAAAAUUAUCCUGCCUCAAAAAAAGUCACUUUAUUUUUUUUUAUUUACAUUGUUUCUCUUUUUACCCUUGAUAUUUGAAUUCAAGAACUGAAAAUAUAUUAUAACGUUGUAUUUCUGCAUUCCAAAAUAAAAGCCUUUACAAAAUAAACGUAAGUGAGUUAAUUUGUACGCAAAUCACAAACUGCUCUGCAGUUAAAAAUCGCAUCAACAGCAAAAUGAAUGUUUUAUAUGUGUAUAUUUUACAUCUAUUUGUGUUUUUAGUGUAUAUGUCAUGUUGAGUAACAUUUAAUCUAAAGUAUAUCAGUCUGAAUAAAUAAAAUACUUUUUUGGGGGGAAUUGUGAAAGCAAAAUUGCUGGUUGAUAUAUUUUAUGGCACUUACAUUUUUGUGAUACUUUUGCAAACUAUCAGAACGGCAUGAAUUAAAGGAGAAAUGUAGGCAUAAGUAAACACAAUAUUAAAUACCCAUGAUUUUUAAUAUUGCAUUUUUUUUAUCUAUCCUUAUAGUUAACAAAUACACACCUCUUUAUUAUGCAAUUGGACGCUACAAUUUUAGCUCCCUGUCAAUUAUUGAUAGAAACGCUUUCCUCUCUACUUGGCUGUCAGCAUUACAAACAUAGGGAGAAAAGGAGAAAUUAACCAAUGUUUCUGUUUAUCUUCCUGAUUUGCAAUGUUUGCCCUAGCUUUGCAUUGUUGAAGUAGAGUGUGAUGUAAUUUCCUAAAUCCUUAAAGAAACACUAUAACAGACAUGUACUUCUAAUGCUAUAGUGUCCUGGUCCCUAGCAGUAUUAUGGCCCCAUUUGUCACCAAAUAUAAUAAAGGAAAGGUUUACUUACUUUUUUACAGUGCUGCAGCUUCCUCGGUGCUGCUCACCUUGUUGUUUUCCAAAUAUCAUUGAGAAGGCAUUGGGACCUAACGCACGUGCGUAUUGAGCACCGCGUACGCAUUCAAACUUACCCUUAGAAAAGCACUGUAUUUAAUGCAUUUUUAUGGGAUUCUGCAUCACACGAACGAGUUUUAUUCGUUCGGUGCAGCAGAAAUGUCUCUAGUGUCAUACGAGAGGUGGAUUUAAAUAUAACAGACAGGAGGUGAUCAGUGCUUAAGAUUAUAUAUACAUAUGAUACAGAUGAUAUUCUUAGUAUAUGAAUCUGUAAGUACAAAGCAAGAAACAGAUUAUGGAGCAGUACAGUAGAUGUUUGUAAAGGGAGUACAAAUGGGCAAAAGUGCACACUCACACUUUUUAGAGCUGUCUCAGCUCUAUUAUGAAGGCCUGGAUGGAAUAAUUCCCGUCUAUGGAUAUAAGUGAAGGGUCUUUGGAGCUUGUUUUCAGGAUGGAGUGGACACUUUUGAGAAAGCCUUUGGCGACACACGAGGACUUAUUUUAUCCACAGUUUAUUUGUUUUUACUUACGGUGUAUAUAGCUGUUGUUUCCAGCUUUUUAUUUAAUAAACCUUCUAUUUUAUACAUCAUCACCUGUGGAGCACUUCCUUCAUACAGCCCUCAUCAUCCUUCCGAUUCCAGCACAUAUCCCUACGUGGGGAUUGUUCCACCUCAAGUUCUUCAUACCAGAGCAGGACAUUGCUCUCGGUGACAUAAGUAGGAUAUUUUCCUGCAUCAAUACCAAUUAUUUGUAUAUACUAUACCAUUGGAUUUCCUAUUUUGUCUUUUUUUUUAACAUAUAUCUACUCCAUCCUGAAAACAAGCUCCAAAGACACUUAUAUCCAUAGACGGGGAUUAUUCCGUCCAGUUCUUCAUAAUAGAGCUGAGACAGCUCUCAAAACAUCUACUGUACUUCACCAUAAUCUGUUUCUUGCUUUGUACUUAUAGAUUCAUAUACUAAGAACAUCUUCUGUAUCGUAUGUAUAUAUAAUCUUAAGCGCUGAUCACCUAUCACCUCCUGUCUGCUAUCUUUACUAACCACUUCACAAGGGUGCAGAGAACCCCUUAUUGGUGAUUUGCUGCUAAUUAUAGAUAUUGAGCACUUAUACUCACCAGUUUUUCCAUAGAGGUGGAUUUAACUUUGCAAUGUUUCUUAAGAAAAUAUUGUUUAACAUAGUAGGGUCAAAAGGACAGGGCCACUCCACCAAGACCUCUUCAUUGAGAUGAAAUGGUCUGGGUGACUAUCUUGUCUCUUUAAUAUAUUUUUAAAAUAAAACAGAGCAUCUCAUGAAAAAAGGUUAACACAAGUAGGUGAUUUUCAACGUUUUAUUCAAUAGUGUGAAUUCCAGAAAAGUGACAGUUUCCCUUUAAAAUCAGAUAUCAUAUCCUAUGGAUGUAUGAUUGUUCCAGCUCAUCUCCACCUUUCUUGUCUGAUAUUUUUUCUUAGUCUAAAACUAAUUUAUUAUACUAUUGUUAGAGCUUACGUUCCCUCAUUGCAUAUAGUAGAGUUAAACAUUUUCACUCUCCAUUAUCUUUUAGAGAUUUAAUAUUUAGCUCUCGCUAAUAAAGAAAAAAAAAACCCUCUGCUGAAUGUGCCAUAGACCUUUUAGGCUUCCAGUGGUGAUAAACUUUAAGGCCAGGCUAGCAUCUUAGGACUUGAAGUUUUAAACCCUGAUAUAGUGUCCUGAAGAGAGAAUACACACUUCAAAAAAGAUAAAUAGGAAAAGAAGGGACAAGACACUUCAAAUUACAUCCAGAGACAUUUAAUAGGACACAGAGCAACAUUUUGGCUGACACAGUAACUUUCUCAAUCUAGUUUAGGCUUUAAUAAAGUUUGGUGAGUCAGCCAAAAAGUUAAUCAGAUAUAAUGUCACUAAGGCUUUUUCUACCUGUCUAUCUUUUAACCUAUAUUCACACAUAGUCUGAAUAUAUGUCAACUGUGAAGUAUCUUGAAUUUCUUGUCUAUAUUGCUUUUGUUCAUCAGUUGCCAAACUAAUGACACAAACCACUAAAAACCAUUGCUUCAUGGGUUUACACUUAAAGGGUUACUUCAAGCACCACAACCACUUUGCUGAUUUGAAGUGUUUAUGGUGCCUGGAGUCUGUAUGAACAGCGUUAUGCUAUGAAAAGCUGCACAUAAGAAAUGUAACCCCUCUGCACCCAGGUGUGUAACUCCACCUCCAGCAGCAUUAUUAGGGUGCCAUCAGUUAGCCUGGAGUUCUGGGUUGAAUAAUGUCAUUCUCCGCAACUUACACUGCAUAGAACAUCAGUCAUUGGCUGAGAGCGUCCGGUUGAUGCUCUCCGCCAGUGGAUGGCAGCUGCUAUGACUUCUGGCUUCUGUGUCUCAGGGAACAUUGUAUUCCGCUGGGGAUCAAGUAAGGGGGCAGAUCAUUGCUAAACUGUUUACCCAAUUACCAGGAUACUACUGUGUGCUGUAGUGGUUAUGAUGAUUGGAGUAACCCUUUAAUUAAUUAUAGUUACAAAAAUAAAACCAUUUGGGGAAACAUUCCAAUGGAAUAAUAAGUUUAGUACGAAAUUUAGUUUGUGAUUCUGUAGCAUGCACUUUUAUCACAUUGUAUAAUAUUUGAUGAUAUUUUGAUAUUUGAUAAUAUUUUCAUGCUACGCAAGAUUUGAUUUCUUAUUACAUGUAUACUUAUCAUUCCGAUUUAGAUAUAUUAACCUGGCACAUUUCAGUUUCCAUUUCCUCAAUAAUUUUCAUCUAUACAUUGUGCUAGCGAAACACUAACAAAUGUAUAGAUAGCCGUGAAAAAGAUACGUUUUAUGGUCUUCCCCCACCUUGAAGAGUAAAGGCAUAAUAUGCAAAGCCAAUAUCUGUCAUGUAGUUAGUAGACCUGGUACUUCCUCCAGCUGUCCUCAUGGCCUUCUCCAGCCCUGCUUCUUUUGCUGAAUCAAAUCAUGAGCUGGCCAUCUUGGAUGAAGAACUGGAUAAGCUCCUCACCCCAGCCCUGCAAGCCCUCCCAGUUCAAGUCUUCUACAAUCUAUGAAUAUUACUCUAUGAUAAUAUAAAAAAGGUCUUCCCCAUCCCUAGAAGCCUUCCCAGUACCCCCCAGCACUCCUCACAAGGUGACAUCAGACAUCACCCUGUUCAGUCGAUGUGCUGACAUUGAAGCCAGUGCAUCAAGGUUCAGCAGAGGAGGCGUUUAAGGCUUUGGAAAGCUGUCUUUCCCAAACAAAGGAGGAGCAGAGAGACAGGUUCACUUUAACAUAACUUUUUAGUUCUGGAAUGUAAAAUGCAAUUGCAGUGAAUUUAUCCUUCAUGUGAGAUAAGUUUACCUUUUUAAAAAAAAAAAAACUCUGUACAGGGUUAUUUUCAAAAAAGUGGAAAUUGUUGGGAAUUCAAAGAGAAUCCAAAGUAAAAUUUCACAUUUUUGGCCUUCAAUUUUAAAUUGUCUUUGAAUUCCCAAUAAUUAUCACUUUUGUAAUAAUAAUAAUAAUAAAAAUAAAAAAGCAAUAUAUAUGCACACUAUUUGCAUAGACAGAAUUAUUUUAAUCGCCAUGAAUUUUUAACAAUUAUUUAUUUAUAUUCACCACCCCAAAAAAAGUUAGCUUUACAUCCUUUGUUUAAAAGGCCAGUAUAGUCACCUGAACAACUUUAGCUUAAUGAAGCAGUUUUGGUGUAUAUAACAUGCCCCUGCAGCCUCACUGCUCAAUCCUCUGCCAUUUAGGAGUUAAAUCCCUUUGUUUAUGAACCCUAGUCACACCUCCCUACAUGUGACUUGCACAGCCUUCCAUAAACACUUCCUGUAAAGAGAGCCCUAUUUGGGCUUUCUUUAUUUCUAGUUCUGUUUAAUUAAGAUUUUCUUAUCCCCUGCUAUGUUAAUAGCUUGCUAGACCCUGCAAGAGCCUCCUGUAUGUGAUUAAAAAGUUCAAUUUAGAGAUUGAGAUACAAUUAUUUAAGGUAAAUUACAUCUGUUUGAAAGUGAAACCAGUUUUUUUUUUCAUGCAGACUCUGUCAAUCAUAGCCAGGGGAGGUGUGGCUAGGAAUGCACAAACAGAAACAAAGUGAUUUAACUCCUAAAUGACAGUGAAUUGAGCAGUGAAAUUGCAGGGGAAUGAUCUAUACACUAAAACUGCUUUAUUUAGCCAAAGUAAUUUAGGUGACUAUAAUGUUCCUUUAAAAUAAAUGUUGUAAUUUGAAAUCCCAGACACAGGUGUUCAGGGGGCUGAAAAGUACCUAGCAGUGACAGGGUUAAGCAAUCCAGCCAUUGUUUCCAGAAUGCAAGAAUUCGACAUACAUUAUUACUGUAUUUUGUAACUAUUGAAGAUCUUUUUUAUCAGGCUACAUACAAAUAGCAUAUGCGUUUGCACUGAUUACUUGUGAAUUUUAAUUCUGUAUUAUUUUUCUUUCUUGCUCAGUGUCUUUGGUGUAUUACAAACUACACUUGUUUGGAGUAUCCUGUACAUUCCAUUUUGCCUCCAUCUUCUGUUUGUGCCAUGUCGUCUGCUAGAUGGGGAGCAUGCUGGAGUAAGUAUAAAUCUCUUUAUUAGGUUAAUCUUCAUCCACACACGUGAGUGCAUAAUACACAUGUCAUUUUUGUCACAAUGUUGUAUAAUGUGUACCUUUCCUGGAGAUUGUCAGCGUUGCACUGUUUAAACAUCUUCUCAUUGCAAAGAUUUUGUCCUCUGGGGUUGCAAAUUGGUCAGGAUCUGAGCACAACAAAUGUUUAUGCAAAUAUUCAGCAUUAACAUGCAAAUUGGCCAUAUUAUCAUUCAAAUUGCACUUGCUGAAUUUAAAUUGGCAUCUAAUACAUAUUUAUAUAUUUUAUUUAUUUUUUGUCUUUUAAAAACCUUAUCUACAGCUUCAGGCAAUGGUCAUAAAAAAUACAAAUCACUGUUUAGGUCCAGUAACCUUUAAUUCUACAAAUUUCAUAUAGCGUUAAUAGGAAUACAUCCUUUAUAACUGAGAAGGUUUGCUCAAAAUUAUUGUGACCUGUCAUGCAUACAUUAGUACCAAGGAAUAAUAAAUUACGAUUUCUUUAUCAGAGGAGUAAAAAAAAAAAAAAGAAAAUAUAGUUUUGUUUUUUUCUCCCCAUUUGAGUCUUUUCUGGGCCAAACAUUUUUAUUUUUUUUUGAUGGGAACUUUGAGAAAUCAAUAUAAACAUGCACCAGUUUACAAGGCUUGCUGUUUUAUCAGCGGGUAUGUAGGGAAAAAUAUAUUUAAAGCCACCAGAUGGCGCUUCAGUGCAAAAAACAAACAAACCCAUAAAUAAAAAAUGAAAUAAUAAAUCUUACAAACCAAUAUUAAUACUGCAUACAUAAAAAGUCUACCAAACAUUCUUGAACAGUGAUAUUUGUGUACACGAUAUACUCAAUAGGAAAAAAUAGCACCGUUACAAGUCAUUUUUAAUUCAAAGCCUUCUAUAUCCCCUUGUACAGCGCUGUGGAAUUUGUUGGCGCGUUAUAAAUAAUAAUAAUAUAAGUAAUGUAGAUAUCCUUAUUUUAUAAACAGCAUCUCAAAUGUCAGAGACCAUUUUGUAUAGGUACAAACGUGCUAACCUCAAGAUCAGCUUUAAUAGAUUAAACGCACACUGAGCAUUGCUUUUGGAGACAAAUCUAAAACAUGACUGGUAUUUUAUAUUUAUAUCAAAGACAAAAUGUAAAACAGGUAAAGUUGUAACAAAGAAUAAUAUGAUGCAAGUCACUCAUGUUUUGUGGUAAAAUAAUUGCCCCCUCAUUAGAAUAUCAUUAAGAUGUUUUUGGGUGCUGGAUAAAGAAAUGUUGGGUCUUUCCUAUUUUCUCAACAUUUUAAUAAUAAAACGUGAGUGAAACAAGGCAGACCACUUUGUUGAGAUUAAAUAGUCUGGGUGACUAUAAUGUCUCUUCAACUCACUUUUUGCCCUACACAGUAUUCAUGGGGGGCGGGGGGGAGGGAGAACAUAAGAACUUCUAAAGUAAACUGUGCUGUAAGAUACAUUUGAAAGUGAACAUUUUUUUCAUGCAAGCUGUUUGAUUCACAGCCACUGAAGGUGUGGCUAGGGCUACAUAAUAAGAAACAAAAGUAAUUCAACUCCUAAAUAGACUCUGCAGGGUCGUCACCAAAACUGUUUCACUAAAGGACCACUAUAGUGCCCUGUGGGUGCCCCCACCCUCAUGGCCUCCUCCCGCCGGGCUGAAGUUGGAGGAAGGGGUUAAACACUUACCUUUCUCCAGUGCCGGGCUCCCUCGGCGCUGGGAACUCUCCUCCUCCUUUGGACGUCAUCGCCUGAAUGCGCAUGCGCGGCAAGAGCCGCACGCGCAUUCAGUCAGUCCAUAGGAAAGCAUUCUCAAUUCUUUCCUAUGGACGCUGGCGUAUUCUCACUGUGAAAAUCACAGUGAGAAGUGCGGAAGCGCCUCUAGCGGCUGUCAAUGAGGCAGCCACUAGAGGUUGGAGUAACCCAUAGGUAAACAUAGCAGUUUCUCUGAAACUGCUAUGUUUACAGCAGGCAGGGUUAACCCUAGAGGGACCUGGCACCCAGACCACUUCAUUGAGCUGAAGUGGUCUGGGUGCCUAUAGUGGUCCUUUAAGCCAAAGUUGUUUUCAUGCUUCGAGUGUUCUUUAACUGUACCCAUGGCUUAGCAUUUUAUUUGUUGUUUAUUUUACCCCAUUACCAUACAGUAUGCCAGUUAGAGCUGAGAUUUAUGGUUUUAAAAAAUUGAGUCUCUACUCCUCCAUUUGAUGCAUAGUAGUUGGGAGAAGCCAAACAUCAUAUAGCGCUCGUCCCACGAAUUCCAUGUUAAGGGAUCUCCAGUCACAUGGCCAAAAACAUACUUUAUGUGUAGCUUAACCUAUUUAGUUCUGUGUCACUGUGGCAAAAAAAAUAACAUUAGCAAGUAUUGCAUUUUUUCCCACUGCAUUCUCCAUAAAUGAAGCUUGUUGAUUUUGGAUAUAGCUGUAAGAUUUAUAGAGAAGCAGUUAAUUGGACCGUUCUCCCAGGCACAGAGCACAUAUGCGUGCACAGAGCAGAGGAGGGAGGCAGUGAAAGGUAGACAUAGUUUUCAAUUAAACCGACAAAAAAAUAAUUUCUACCACCAUGACUGCUUCUCAAAGCAGAAUUGGUCAACAAGUUUGGAGUAACCCUUUAACCAACUACAGCUUAUAAUGGUGCUGUCAACCAGAGAGUUAAAUAAACAUUUAUUAAUAUUCUUUGGGGAAAAAAAUGGAACAAGCUGUAUUAAUUGGACACUUUUUAAAGAACUCUAUGUGAGGAAAUUGAAAUAUUUAACCUAUAAUAGUGCAUUGGUGCAUGGCAGUAAAUUAGUAAAAGGUAAAAUGAUGGAAAAGCCAAUUGCCUGAGUUCCCUAGGGGAGUUAUGUGACAUUUUCGUGUGUUUGUAAUCUAUGCAAAUAAGCCCAGCGUUCACGGUUAUUAACAUUUAAUAUCUGUCAUUGCAAAUUCAUACUGGAGUGACAAUGGCUUGCAUGAAUUAUUCUACUUGGGAAAAUGGAAAACGAACAUCUUUAUGAGAUGGUGUAAGUAAAUAGCAGCCUGAGACUUGCAAUUCCCUAAGAUAUACACUAGGUGGAACUCUAAUCACAUGCUGUACUCAGUCUGCCUUCUGAUUGUGAUAAACGCUUUAAUAGCUGCUAGAUGGCUCUUUGGGACAUUGCCAUCUGCGAAAGCCAUGUGAUAUUUAACAUUUCAAGCCAUUUGGGGUUUAUUCUAUGUAAAUGUUAUUGGCAGCUAGUAUUCAACAAUUACGGUUAAAGUAUGCUACCCGAUAUAGUCACACGAUGUGUACAGCGUGCUUCCCAAUGAAUGAAUUUGCUUUAUGGAAUAUUAAUCUAAUUUAUAAUGUACUGUUGGAGGGUUUUAUGACUUGGCUAGUUUUAUUUAAAUUUGCAAAUCAUCUGAAAACAAUUGCACCCAACCAUUCAUUUUGUAACAAUUUACAAUCUCAGAUUCCCUUGUUUAAGGGAUGUUUUUGUCCCAUUGAAUUAAACUCCUAAGCUUUGAUGACAUUUCAUCCUGUACAUAGAUUGUACACUCAACUUGGUGUCAUUAUCAUGAUAAAGCCCAUCUCCCUUUCUCCUCCAGUUCAACAGGAAGGGACGGUAAUGAGCUGUAAUCGGCUGCUACCCAGCUGUGCUGAAAUCGACUUGCUGUAGACUUUACUGGGAGCAUACUGGACAAAAAGCUAAAAUAAUAUGACUGCAGGAUUCAGUACACCCCACUGGGCCUCCACUGUUCACAGAAAAUUAAUUAAAUUCAUUACACAUAAAAAAAAAAAAAAAAAAUCCACGUAUCUGUAUACUCUUUAAUACAGAUACAUGCAUAGUAUGUCUCUUAUAAACAAAUUCUCUACAUGUUGGAUUCCACAUGCAGUUAAGACCGCGAUGACUGCCUAUGUUUUGUGGGAAAUGUAACUUACAAAAACCUAAUAUGCUCAGGAUAAUCCUCACUAGGUUAUGAUUAUUUAUUUUUGGGUUCAUUAAAAAUAUAAGAUAUAAGGAUUUUGAUAAUGACCCUAUAGGGGAGAAACUUUAUACUACACACUUGCUGUGUGUGUGUCAUGUUUGGAGUUUGACACCCUACCACCAAGGCUGUUAUUUAAGAGCUUUUUUUCGAGAAUAGUGCCAGAAAAUGUUUUUGCGUGUGUGUAUUGUAUGUAUCUAUAUCCCAAACAAGAAUACAUGCUAAAAAAAAUCACUAUUUACUAGAUAUACCUGAGAUGAAAACAUGCAUGUAUUUUAUUAUGCUUUUUUCCCCAUUGGCGGUAUAUCUAAAAACAGCUAGCAAAAGCUACAGAUCUGUUAUCUGCAAUCUUCGCAAACCCUCUUCUUCUAACCCAGCCCAGACUUUGCCAGAUAGGUGCCCUGAGCAAUUGCCUGUAUCUCAACCAGAUAGUAACAGGACCAGUUGUCCUGAUUGACAGCCAGAGGGCGCUAAGCAGAUUAAUUUAUAAAUGUGCCAAUUUCUAUUUUAAAAUCAGCAUUUUAUGUUUUUUUUAAGGGACAGCUCAUUGAAGUGGGAUGGGUGCUGUGUCAUUUAAUUAUUGCAGUUAUAGAUUAACUGCAAUAAUUAACUUGCAGGGUUAACUCUACCUCUAGUGUCUGUCUUGUGGUCAGACGACUUUUGGUCCAUUUAAUGACGCUGGACGUCCUCACGCUUGCAUGAGGACAUUCAGCAUCAUUUAAAACCCCAUAGGAAUGCACUGAGCAUUUCACCAGGUAAGUGUAAGGUGUAAGGGGUGUACCCCUGUAGUCUACCCUCCGCCUCCCAUAUGUUGCCCCCCCACACAUGCAGACAAACGGAUACACAUGCAGACACACACAUAGACAGAUACAUACAAACACACAUACAUACAUACCAACACACAUACAUACUCACAGACAGACACAAACAUACAGACACACAUACAAACACACAGACAGAGAAAUAUUCAUACAGACACAAAUACACAAACAUAUACAAAAUUAUUUUUUCCUGUUUCAUACCUUUUAGGUGCAGGAGGGUGACUUUCCCUGGGGUCCAGUGGUUGCUCAGCCUGAUGGGAGUCAGAGUUCCUACUCUGACUCCCUCCACUACCGCCCGCACGGAUCCCGGUGUAAGCUGGGAGGAGUGACCUGGGCAGUCACUUCCUCCCAACCUCUGAUGCCAUCUCAGGGGGCCUGGUCACGCUGUUAAAGAGCCCUGAGAGAAUGGGCCACCCGAUGGGCCCCUUCAAUGCGGCCCCGGCUGUAAUACCGCUGCGAUCCCUGCAACCGCGGUAGUUCCGCCACUGUAUGUACCACACGUUCAGAUAAAACAUGAUUUUCUAGCUGCUCAGCCACUUAUGAACAAAAUAAGCUUCCUGUACUUUCUGGUUAGAGGGUGUAUUGUCGUUUUAGUAUUUUCUCUAUAUAUUUUAUUUAAAAUGUAUUUCCCUAAAUUUGAAAUUCACUUUGGAUUCAAUUUGAAUUUCCAAAAAUGCUUACUUUCUUAAAUGGCCCUGAGAGUGUUGGAGCAUUAAAAUCAUUUUACAUUUUGUAUUUAGUCAUCAAUAAAUGUCUAUAAUAAAUAAAUAAAAGGUGUUCGUCUUUGUAAAUAACAUUUGUUCUUGUUCCAAAUUGCACAUUCAGCUACAACACUGUUAACUAGUGAGUCAUAAAGACGCCUAUAAUAUUCCAAAAUAAUCCUGAUGUCUGAUCACAUAUUCAGUCAUACACCUUAAAAGGAAAGAGUUCUCCUGUGUCUUUUGAAAAUGUUGAGAGGUUUGGCAGAGGGUAGUUACAAUGACUAGCAACAAAAGAAGGCAAAUAAAUUGAAAGAUGUAUUGUCAGUUCUUACAGAUAACCGUGUAAAACAUUAAAAAAAUAAAAAAUAAAAAUCCCUACAGCUAUUCCCACAAUGGGUAAUGGACUUUUCAACAUUGAAAAAUGUUGGUGUGACCAGCAAAUCUAUGUAAACUUGCGAACUUUUACAGAACAGGAAUGAUAAAUGUAAAUAGGGUCACACUGGAAAAACUAUUGUAGUUGUGACAAAUUACUAUAGUACCACAAAAUGCAUAGUUUCAUACUAACCUAGUCCAUCAAAUUCAAUCUAUAAAAAACAUUCCUUUAUGUUGUGUCUCAAAAAGAAGGCAAAAAAAAUUGUUGGACUUUCAGAUUAUGUUACAGAAAGUAAAAAAAAAAUCAUUUUUACUCCAGAAUGGCAAUCAUAUUCCUCAUUGAUUCAACAGCUGGUUCACAUGCAUAUUAAUUAAUAUCCUGGAUUAUUCCGUUUAAAAAAAAAAAAAAAUAUAGUACAACCUUGAGAUUUUUACAUCUUUAUUGUUCUUACUGUAAAGAACCCUUUCCUUCGCUUUAAGCAAAAACUCAUUUCUUCCAGUCUGAAUGGGUGUCUGUUAUAUAUUCUUGCCAAGUUAGCACAUAGUGGUUUGUACUGACCCUAUACAUGUUUGUAUAUUGCUAUCAUAUUCCCUCUGAGGCACUUUUAAUUUCUAAAGAAAAAAAAUUAAGUUUCACUACCGUUCUUCUUAAAUUUUUGUUAUCCAUUCCCCUUAUUAAUUUUGCAGCUCACCUCACUUUUUCUAGUUCUGAGAUGUCUUUCUUUAAGGUGUCCAAAAUUGCAUCACAUAUUCAAGGUGGGGUCUUACUAUUGAAUUGUAAAGAGGCAAUAAGUUAUAUUUGCUAUAUUUGAUAAGUUACAUUUUGUUCACAUAUAUCAAUACUCCUUUUUAUACAUGGCAGCACCUUACUAGCUUUUGCAAAGGCAGACUGAGAUUGCAUGAUGUUUCCUUUUUUGUUAUCUAUAUUUGUUCCCAAAUACUAUUCAUGUGAUGAUAUUCCUAACUCAAUUCCAUUAAAUGUAUAGGUAGCUUGUGGGUUCCUUAUUCCAAAAUGCAAGACUUUGUGUUUAUCUCUAUUAAAUCUUAUCUGCCACUUGCCUGCCCAGUCCCACAUUUUAUCCAUAUCCCUCUCUAAAGAAGUUAUAUCAAGUUCAGACUGUAUUAUCUUACCUGAUUUUGUGUCAUCUACAAACACAGACACAUAACUUAUGGUCCACUUUAAGAGCAUUCAUAAACAGAAUAACGAUAAGUAGACCCUUUUCCCCACGUACUACCAUGGAACUACACUCUGUACUCUAAAGCACAACUUUUGCUAAUGAAGCAGUUUUAUUGUAUAGAUAGAUCAUGCCCCUGUACUCCCACUGCUCAAUUCUCUGCCAUCUAGGAGUUAAAUCACUUUGAUUGUGCAACCAUAGUCACACCUUCCCACAUGUGACUUGCACGGUCUUCCUAAACACUUCCUGUAAAAAGAGAUCUAAUAUUUAUACUUCCUUUAUUACACAGUCUGUUACAUUUAGAAUGCCUUAUCUCCUGCACUGUUAAUAGAUUCUAGACCUUGCAGGAGCCUUAUGUCUGUGAUUAAAGUUCAAUUUACAGAGCAGAAUAUGAGUACUUCUAAAGUAAGGUAACAUCUGAUUGAACAUUAAACCAUUCUUGUUUCAUGCGGGCUGUGUAGUGUGUGGCUAUGGCUGAAUUGACAGAACAAAAAUCCAUUUAACUCCCUAAUAGUAGAGAAUCGAUCAGUUAGACUUCAGAGGCAAGAUUGAUAGGCAAAAACUGGUUCAUUAAGCUAAAGUUGUUUUGAUGACUAUAGCGUCCCUUAAAGAUCACAGGUCCGAAGUUUCUAUCACCUGUUUCUUGUAAGGCUGUUGUAACAGAGACUGCAACUCUGCAGCCGCAGAUUCUUCCUUGGUAUUUACUGAAGAAAAUAAAUAUUUAGAAUUUCUGCCCUGUCCUGAUACUCAUUGUUUAACACCUCCACCCCCCAUUCCCCCUUUUCAGAUAUGCACAGAUAUAGCAACAUAAUGAGGAUGUCUUCUUAAGUGAGGUACAGUUACCCCGAGAGCCCACAACAAGAGCAAUAGUCACUAAUGACACAAUGUACAUAUGCAUGAAAACAAACCGAGGGUUACUAAUAAGAAAUUGUCAAAUUAUAGCUUUGCUAAUUUAAGUGUGUUGUGCGUUCACUCAAAGACUAACCAAAGAUACAGUUCUAAAUAACUUGCUGAUACAGCAAGCUGUGAGCAUUACCAAAACUCUACUGAAACUAAUUUCUUUGUCUAUAUCUUAUUUUCUAGUAAACUUUGAAGCACUGAUCAUCGCAAUGGGUGUGGUAGCGGGAGCAAUCGUACUGACCAUAACCAUUUGCUGCUGCUACUGCUGUUACUGCAAGAAAAGUUCAUAUUCAAGGUUGGAACAUAAUUUCAUACAUUUUUUUUAUUUUUUGUUGCUUUUCUAUAGAAAUUCUCAGCUGACCUUGCACGGGCAGCACUGAGAUGUGGCACCAUUUUGUUGUCCCCUCAGGAAUGUCUGUUAGUGGAAAAUCAUUGGCAAAGAUUUAGUAUGGACUAUGGGAAGCAGAUCAUAUUACGUCAUUAAUUGUAGCAGGCACAUGCAAGGAUAUGUACAAAAGUGAAAACUGUCAGGAAUUCAAAGUGAAUUUCAUGUUUUAGACCAAAACAGCAGCUCUGGAAGCAUAGCUGACUUAGAGAUUUUUUUCCAAUUCAGCUAUUUUGGCCUUGAAUUUGAAAUUCACUUUGAAUGCCCAACAAUCUUAACAAAUCUCUAACAUAGGUGGUUAACUAGAUACAUUCAGAAGGGAUCUUAGAAUAAGAAGUUAAGAAAGUUGAAUAAAUAUUACCAACAAUUACAUUUAAAUUAAUAAUGCUGGAAACCUAAGCUUAAUGUAUCACAGUACACUUUGAUUCUCCAUUUUUUGGGGCAGACUAGAUGGGCCAAAUGGUUCUUAUCUGCCGUCACAUUCUAUGUUUCUGUGUUUCUAAGUCUCACUUAAGUAAAUAACCCCAUUGAAGCCUGUUCAGUAGGUUAAAAAGUUCCCAGAUGGCAUUCAGUUGUCCCGAUUGGUCCAAAUCAUCUAAAACCCGUAUGGUUAUUCAGAAAAGCCAUAUAUUUUAGCCUGAAAUGUACUGGCAUCUAGCUGGCUAUUGAAAUUAGCAGAAUAUGGAUGGGUUUGCUGCUGCAUCCAUUUAGCAAACCGCCAAAUUGCAAACGUCUACACCCUAUUCUCUUAAUUUAUUUGAUCCAAUUUCCUUGAUACAAACGAUUUAAAACUGUACCUGUAACCCCCUUACCCUGUAACAAUACAUCAACUCAAAAUCCGUCUCAUCCCUACUCCUAACCUAGCUCAAGUCUCAAAAAAGUUUUUGGUCACUUGUGCCAUUACAAAGAGAACUAUUUGCAUAUCAGACUAACCCCACCCAUAAGGGCCGUCCAGAGCCGAAAUGCCAGGUAAUUCACCUCUGUACGAGAGAUACAGCAGCCCGAACGAUUGUUUUGGCAUUCUUUGCGCCUCAUCAGCAAGGUAUAGCUGAUACCCUCCCACGGGUAGGGUUUGGGUUACUUUUUCUAUUAGUUAUCUUCCUGUAACAUUUUUUCCAUUACUUUUUCCCGGGAUUAGUUUUACUUAUUGUGUUUUCAUUGUGUUCUUUUUAUUUCUAAAUCAACAAGUACAUUUUGGUGCCGUGCCAGUCCCCAUUAGAGAAUUCUUUCACUGUAUCUUAUUUAAGUGUAAAGCUCUGGUGGCUUACGAAAAUAUUUUCUGCGUGUACAUUUUAAAUUAUUUUGUUCUGUCUGUUUUAAAGAUAUAUUUGAAAGUGAUCGCAUUGAGAGUACAUAUAUCUGAUGAAAAAGCCUUAGCUUUGCAGAAAAUUGAUGCAGAGGAAUAUUUAUUUCUAAGAUUUAUGUGUUUGUUUAUUAAACAGUCUGCUGGCUUUAAAGUAACUCGCUUAGUCUGUGAAUAAUACAGAAUCAUGUUCUAUUAAUAAGAUAAAAACAAUAUACAUUCUGUAUGCGCAGAUAGAAAUUAUUUGAAUGUCUACAGUUUAGCAGCAGCCUGGAGAUAAUGAAGUUACAUGGUGUUAAGAUAGCUCAAUUAAUUAAUACACCAAUUCUAGAAAGUGUUUAAACUUCAUGGCUGCUUGUUCAUUAGCCGGUAGUGUCAUAGUCACCUUUCAUCUUUCCUAGGUUGAUGAAGUUUUGCAAUUAUGUAUCUAUGAUCCGUGUUCUGUCCUUGUUAUAACACAAACUGCAAAAAAGAUAAAUAACUGUUUUAUCUCAAUAUCUACUGUGCUUGUGGGAAUUAAAUGGUUACUCCAACCAAAUUCUGAGUGUUGUAUUCCAUUGCUUUCUAUCUAGUCGGAUGGAUGCUGAAGAAGAAAAUCUUAUCCGUGAACGUGAAAGGAGGCAGCAACAGGCCGCUGAGAGGUAGGGGUAGCAUUCUAACUGUUCUAUUGGAAGACUACUGUGAGUUUUUAAACAGUUUUUUUGUGUUUAGCAACCAGUGUUUAUUUGAUGUUACCUUAUUCACCUAAAGUAUUGCAACAUAAGUGAGGCUUAGUUUUGGGAAAAGGUGGCAAAGCGAAUAAUGGGGUUUCCAAACAUAAGGGCUGCCUUAUAAAACUUGUUUGUCUGUGCGUGAAAAUCCAAAUAUUAUUAACAAAAUGCACAAGUCACAGAACCUUGAUAAACUAUAUGAGCUAACUGUAUUCAUAAAAGAAAAGUGGGAUGAGAAUGAGAUUAUGCAGACUGGACAGCUCCAGUAACCUGCAAGAACCACAACUGCAAUGGGUUGUGGUGGUUAUGGUGUUUUAUAAUGUCAUUUGAUGGAUGUAUUAUAUUAAAGCAAUAUGUCCAGAAAUUCACCCAGGGGACAGUGACCAUAAUAUGAUGUAAUUUCAAAUAAAGUCAAGAAAAUACUACAAUAUGUGUUGUUAGGACAAUUAAUUUUAGGAUAAUCACUUUGCUUAGCAGCAGAUUAAUGAGUAAUGCACAAUAUUCCUGUGAUGGCCUGGAAGACGUGUCAUUUGUAUUACAGGGUUCUCUAAAUGAGGAAAAUGUAGAUAUUGUUUCAGUGCUGACUUUGUAUCUUGUUUUGGAUUAACAGCAGCAACUAGCAAAAAGUAAAAGGUUGAGGCUUGAUGUAAACGUAUUAUUUUAGCCUUGGUUAAUGGGAUACAUAUAAUGUUAAUGAGCAGAAACCAUUGCUGGAUGUGAGUGACACAUAAUAUUAGGUGCAUUGCUGCUUUCAAACAUAGGUCAACAGAAUGAUUAGUGGACAACACCAGUAAUCACAAUGUAAGUAUAUUGAAUAUGUACAAAUUGGUCCUAUCCGUAAACUCCAAUAAAUUGGUGGCUGUAGCGGUUACACUAGUCAGCCCAAUUGUGCAAACGAAUGAAAGCUACCUUUAAUCUAUCUUCAGCAAUCUUUUUGUGGAAGUGACUUUAACGCAAGUCUCUGUAACUGUUAAAUGUUUUAAAUACACAUUAGCAUUUGCCUUAUUUGAGAGCAUUGCUUUGAGGUUGGUGAGUGAGCUUACACUUUAUGGCCAUGCAGUGAUUCUUAAAACCUCUUGCUACUUAAAAGUGUACACUAAAAUUUGGGAAAGAGUGCAGGAAUAUAUAUACUAUUGCUAGCAGAUUCACGUAAACUCCCAAACUCCUCAAAUUACCCCAAUGAAUAUUUAUUUUUAUGACAGAAGCACUCUAAAAUGAAAAAUAUUUGCUUUUCUGUAAACAGUAUUUAUUCUAAAAAAAAAUAAAAAUAAGUUUAACCAACCAGCUGCCGUCCAGCCUGUGAGUGUUGCAAUGCAUCAUAGAUGAUCGCAGAGCACAGUGAUCCUUACCAACUUAGAAAUGAUCUGAUCCUGAGUGAUACUUACUCUCUGUAAUCAUUACUGUUCUGUGUAGUUACUCACACACACAGAUGGCGGCUGCUGGUGCUCACUCUUUAUGCCUAGGGAACUGUUUAUUCACAGUUCAAGAGUUGAUAAAAUGGAAACGUUUGCAUGCUUAAUGACAUAAUGCUGUGAGUGACAUUAUGCUCCCGCUGCCAUUAAUCAUCUGUAUGUGAGCUCUUGAACGUCCGUUAAAUAAUGAGAACUAGCCAGGUAUAAGUAAGGCAUGCAUAACACUUUGGGCACCCAUGAGGUGGGCAGUUCAUUGUUCAUGAUUUUUGGCAACAUAGGUGCAGGUGACUCCAUUAGUUACAUGUCAUUUUUGACCAUUACCAGCAGCAGAAAAGCUUAAAAAAAAUAUAUUUUUUUUUUAAAUUAAUUUUUUUGGGUGUAUAGCUUGGAAAAUGUAUCCACUACAGUAAGCCAUAAAUAGCCUUGAACAUGGAUUGUUCAUUUUCUGGGAUGUGACACAGUGAACCUUUUGAUCACAGUUGUAGCAGCUAUAUUUUCUGAAAUGGAGAUUAUACAAGCUGUAAAUCAUGACACCGCAGGACACCGAGCUGAUCCAAUGCAUCCCAUUGAGGCUGUAUGGACCUGUAUCUAUACCACCAACAACUGAAUAUGAUGCAAAGAACUUAACUCAAAAAAAAUAAAAAGGCUUGGGAAAAAAAUGUUUUUUUUCUUGUUUGCUCUGGGCUAGCAAGGAAAAUGUUAUAAAUGAAGUGAGAUAAUUUUUAAAUUAUACUGAAAUCUAAUAACUGGAUUUUUUUUAUACAAACUUCAAAUCACAUUAUUAUUUUUACUGAGCGGUUAUAAAUACAUUUGUGUGUUUAAUUUGAUUUCAUUGGAUUUAAAGGGUUACUCUAAGCAGCCUUGGUGAUUUGAAGUGGUCGUGGGCCUUGCAGUCUGUAUAUGCAGCGUUUCACUAAGAAUCUCUACACAUACAGAGAAAAUGCACAUUGCUGCCAGAGGUAGAGCUCCACUUCCGUCAGCGUUGUUAAUUCUCUGCAUAUUGGGCACCUGUCGUCUGCACACAUAGCAUGCGACCAAUGUGUCAUGGCUUCCCUCUCCAUGCACCAAGUCCUCCCCUCAGUCUUUCCUUAGGGACGUCCCUCCUGCUGCAACGAUAGGGAUUGACGUCACCUUAGUAUGACUAGCCUGCAGGGAGAACUUGACCUCAGCGGGGGAUCGCAGGUAAGCUUUUUUUAUUAUUAUUAUUUUUAUUAUUGUUGUUAACAGAGGGGUCCAUGCCAGCAAGGUUUACUCCAGCCCAGAACCAGUGGUUUAUUAAAACAAUGGUAACAAAUGGUAAUUAAGUGGGUGCAGUGAGUAUUUUUGGAGCAGAGGAGUGCGUAGUUUACGAUGAACAUACCUGCUUUGCACACUGUAGGUACACUGUCAAGUGACGUCUGGUUGGCAUCAGUCGUUUACAGACUGAUCAGUAGCUGGCCCAUUACAACCAUGCAAACUUUUCUACCAUAACAUUCUGAUGGCAAGUGCCCAGUGUGCUUGCUGAGAAGUUCAACAUAAGACAGGAUUUACAUUCUUAUAGCUAUUUCUUUCCUGUUAUAAUACAUGACAUGCGCACCGUUGUAUCACGGCAUAUCUAUAACCAAAUACCCAGGCCCCAAUAAACCACAGACACCAAUUUCUACAGCUUUAUUAAAUAUAUCAUAAAUUAUAACAAUUAGGAUCAUUGCCGACAACCAUCACAGCAUUUUAAAACCAUACAUAAUCUCCCCUGGCAAUGACCCAACAAUACACAGUAUAUAACAAUAUAUAUAACACAUAACAUGGCCGUCCAUGCGACAUUAUUUACAAGGAUAAACUGCAGGGGUGUACCGAAAUAUCCCUACACCACCAGGUUCGGAGCUCCCAAAGAGCUCGAACCUUCAAACCAACUGUAAACUCUUGCCUAAACCUAUCCGUGCCCCCCUUCCUUCUCCAGGUAGCUCCCAAUUUAACCUUGCCAUUCCCCGCUGCUGUGAAGAAACAGGGAACACUAUCCCCUAUGAGCUACCAAAAAAGGAGAGGGGGGUGGGACAACUAACAGGUAAGGGCAGAUUUGAUUACGAUAGCAGUGUUAAAUAUGACUGAAAUAAAACCCUGCCCCCUCCAUUAACCUUCCCACUUAACUCGUCCCAUGCGUAACUCCUUGCCCUGGCAAGGCCCAUUCCCCUGCUGCGCUGUUCCAUGGGCUAUAUUUCAGUUUUUUGUUAGUAAUUCAAAUAGGGAAUUUCUUUUCAUAAAGUCAUAUUAUAAUGUGUAUAGCAUUUUAUUCCUUUUCAACCAAUCCACAAAAUCCACACAAAUAUCUACAUUGGUGAAUGUUUCUAGUGACUUUUGGGCUGUGCUGGUUGGUUUGUAACAUUACCUACAUGCUUGACUGCCACAAUGCGUUCAUAAGCCAUGCCCAUAGUGUUUGAUUGCUGCCACUCAGUUGUUAGAGGUAGAGAAUAUUGCUUGAUAAAAACAGACGGGAGUUCUAUCUACAGUACCACUGAAGAAAAUAUUGAAGUUUCUCUGAGAAAACAUGUUUGAAGGACUACCUUCUAAAAUAGUUUUCUUUGGUGUUCUAUAAAGAAACAAAACCGCUUGCAAAAGCUGCAAAUCCGCUGUCUGCAGCCUUUGUAAGCCCUCCCUCUUUCCCAGACCAAGACGCGUUCUGUUGCAGGGAAUUCACUAAUCAGAGGUUUCUCAUUGAGAUGUCUCUGUGCCCUAGCUGAGAACAAUCACAGCUUUCCAUUUCUUCUCAAUGAGCUCACUGAGAAGAGGUGAAGGAAAAGCACGCCCUAGCCCUGCUUACAUGCUCAAGAGAGCGAAUGGAAGAGGAAUAAACCUCCCCAACUGACUGUCACUUUUCUAAACUACAAAAAUGGCCGAUUCAUGACACAUAAAGCACUUCACCGUUAUAUCUCUGGAGUUUUCCUGUAUGUGGUUGAUAACGUUAUUUUACUAAAGUGAAAAUUGUUGUCAAUUCAAAGUGAAUGCAAGUGAUUUUCAGCUUUAAGGUCAAAGUAGCAAAAUUGUUAGCAUAGCUGACUGUGAAAUUUUCAGUUCAACUACUUUGGCCUUAAAGGGACACCAUAGCCACCAGAACCACUACAUGUUAAUGUAGUGGUUCUGGUGUAUAUAGUCUGUCCUUGCAGGCUUUUCAAUGUAAAACACUGUCUUUUUAGAAAAUGGCAGUGUUAAAUUGCUGCCUAGUAACACCUCUAGUGGGAGUCAGUCAGGCGCUCUGCAUGGUGGGGCUAAAUGCUCCCCAUAGAGAUGCAUUAAUUCAGUGCAUCUUUAUGGGGAGAUGCUGAUUGGCACAUGCGCAAUAACCUCCCAAUGCUGUCCUAUUGGAAAGAAUUGAAUUGGCUGAGAUUAUCUAAAUUGAUGAUCUCAGCCAUGUAGAUGCCAGGCAGGGCCAGCUACCGCAAGACCAAAGCUGUUUUGGGGGGAAAAGUGAGUUUUAACACCUUUUUACUGAUAUUGGAGGGUGUUGUUCACCUAGUUAAACACUAUAGUGUCAUGAAUACAUGUGUUCCUGACAUUAUAGUGUUCCUUUAAAUUAUGAGCUCACUUUUAAUUCUCAAAAAUUGUCACUUUAGCGGUGGAUUUGAGGACGGGGAAGAGUUUGAAUCUAGGAUUUGUAGGUUAGUUCUAAUGCAGUGUGGGAAAAGUUGUAGAAGAAGGAGCCCAAGGAACAUAUGGAGGCUAUUUAGUAUAAUAACUAGACAGGAAAGAGCUGUGGAUUUUUAUUUUUUUUUGUGCUAGCGUUAUCUACUUUUUUGUUUCAAACAUUUGCUUCACAGAAUAAAUCCCCGAUAAGAUGUUGCCUUUAGCACAUAUUCUAAGCACAUAUAUCAAAAAUUCAUUACAGAGAGCUAUGUCAAGGGUAUAUUAGAGAUUGAUUCAAACAUAAGUUUUGAAAAUGAAAUCCUAUGCUUCUCGAAUUCAUAAACCUACUCCUUUUUCCCAAACCAUUAAUUUACAAGUAAAAUCACAACUUGUAUUCUGCAGUCCUCUGAUGAAAAAAUUUUCAGCAUAUAAAGUUGUCAAGAUUAUAAAUUGGAUUAAGGUAUGUUGUAAAACUUUUUGCUUUGUGUUUGCAGACAGCACUUGGCUUAUUAGUUUAUUUUUUUGUUUGCUUCAUAAAACUUUCCUGAACACAUAAACAGAGCACCACCUGAUGGCAUUUCUCAUGCAGCAAUAAGUGACCAAACUUUUUUUAUGUUGUUUAAAAAAAAUUAACAACUGUAUUUUAAAGGACCACUAUAGUGCCAGGAAAACAUACUUGUUUUCCUGGCACUAUAGUGCCCUGAGGGUGCCCCCACCCUCAGGGUCCCACUCCCGCCGGGCCCUGGGGGGAGGAAGGGGUUAAACUUACCUCUUUCUCCAGCGCCGGGCGGGGAGCUCUCUUUCUCCUCCUCUCCUCCCUCUUCUUCCGUCACCAGCUGAAUGCGCAUGCGCGGCAAGAGCCAUUCAGCCAGUCCAUAGGAAAGCAUUAUCAAUGCUUUCCUAUGGACGCUGGCGUCUUCUCACUGUGAAAAUCACAGUGAGAAGCGCGGAAGCGCCUCUAGUGGCUGUCAAUGAGACAGCCACUAGAGGCUGGAUUAACCCUAUUGUAAACAUUACAGAAAAAUGGGUUAAUCCUAGAUGGACCUGGCACCCAGACCACUUCAUUAAGCUGAAGUGGUCUGGGUGCCCAUAGUGGUCCUUUAAGCAUCUGUGUUUAAAAGGAAAGGAGCCAUCUCUUUUUAAAGAUGUUUGUUGUCUCAUUACAUUUUUACAUUUCAUUGAUUGCAAUCAGAUUUUCCAGGCUGGAGCUAACCACCUCCUUUGUUAAGGCAUUAUAUAGGUGAUAUCGUAAAAUGCCAACAAAUGUGGUGUUUGUAUUUUGUUUAUUAUGUUACUUUUAUUAUUAUUGUGUUCAGUUCAUUUAUUAAAGGACCUCUGUAACCUCUAAACUAUUUUUUUAAUAUAAUGAUCAUUGCAUCAAGUUUUGAAAGGAAAUGGAUUUUUUUGGUUAAAUUAAGUAUAUGGGGGAGGGGCUUGACUGCUAUGCUGCUCAGUCACAUCUUGACCGAGCUCCAUGCAGAUCGCUAUAUUUUCCAAAUUUGGGGGCUUACAUGCCUUAUAUUUACACCAGGGCUCAUCGGCUACUGUGCAGGCCCUACUGUGCAGGCUAAAGUAAAUUUCAAAUUAUAGCCCAAGAUAACAGACUUGGCAAAAUUUACAAAGUCAUGUAUCUUAAAACAUUCAGUGAUUUUAGCCAAAAAUGUGAAAUUAAUUUGGAAUUGUCUAAAAUUCGUAUAUUAUUCAAUGACCCUGAAAGUGACUUUUAGAGAAGAUUUCUUGUUGAGAUGUCUCUGGGCUCUAGCCUAACCGUGUAAGAAAGGUUUGAAUGUCUACUCUCUGAGCUGUGUGUUUUAUUAUUAGAAAGAAGCUUUUAAUUGCUUAGGCUCUCAUUUUAGACUUGCUUUAUCAUUUAUAUAUUUCUGUUUAAUUUUUUUAUCUUUUAUUAAAUUUAUGUGUAUAUGCCAUUGGUGAAUCAAACCACAUAAUAUAAUUCUUACAUAUGCCAGGGAAAAUUAGUCAAUACAAAUUCAUUCCAUACCUCUUUGUAAUAAAUUAACCUAGCAAAAUAAGGGGACAUUGAAAAUUAAAAUCCAAUCUUUGUUUCCUUCUGAUUUUUUUGUUAAUUUGUCCUGAAUAACUGAAUAAAACUUUGACAUUUAAUAUAAUUGUAUAUGCAAACUGAGAAGUUAAUAAUUCAUGUAAUCAUUCCAAAAACAAGUUAAUUACAUGAUAAUGUUACUCUAGCAGAAGUUAAGUAGUAGCUCUAAUUGGGUUUUCAUAUUCUAUUCAGACUACAUGAUGUACACCUUAACCACCUCGUUAAACCUCUCCUUAAUAACAUUAUUGGAUCAGUAUAUCCAAAAGCAAAUCUUGCACCCUAAAUAUUACGCACAAAGCCAUACAAAUUAAUGUCUACUAUUGCUGAAUACUGCAAUCACAUAAAAACCUGUUUUUGUUGAAUCAAUUGAUGCAAAGUUUUUUUUUUUUUAAUGUGAAAUAAUUUAUUUUUGUAUAUAUGUUUACAUAUUCUCUUUGAGGGUGACAUUCAGAGUUAGAAGGUAAUGUAGCUUUCCUAGAUGGAAGUUGACAUCAAACAUACUCUGUAGAAGUAGCAUCUUUGCAACAAUAGCAUAUAUACGAGUGGGCAGCAUGAAAGCAUGGAGUCAGCCUUGUCACCAAGGCUCUAUGCCAAAAUUAUGCCUUGGAUCGAUUUCCACUCAACUGAGCUUGACUCUCCGAUUUCACCACUUUCACUCUUUCAUCCAGUUGGGUCUGUUUGCUAAAAAGUGAAUUCAAAUAAGCAUGACAAACCUUGUUUCUAACGAGUCCAAGUUGUUAUUGUGUCUUGUCUCAUAUUCUUAAAAACAGAGAUUAUUAGUGUCAAUAUAAAAUAAUAAUUAUUAUUAUAAUUACUACUACACAGGUACAAUAUCAGUUUAUUUUAGCCAACUCAAAAUGAAUGUAAAAUGAUUUAACACGCCUUUAUUGCGUUUUUUUAUGUGCUGUGUCACAUUGAUACUAGAACCUGUUUAUGCCACUGGCAAUGCAGGGUUUGCAUAGAUAUGCUUUCAUUUGUGGAUCAGGUUCUGACGAGAUAACAAUCUUAGGUGAUUUCAGGCUGGGGGGUUCCAUGUUGAUACACAAAAACGUGAAAAGGUUGCAGAUUGCUAAUGUAGAGGUACUGAGAAGCUAGUUAAGGUUUUUUAUAACCAAGUCAGAAUUGUAUAUGGAAGUUAGCGAAUGUUGUGCCCAUUUACAAGAAAGGUAAUAGGGAGGAGUCGGGCAACUAUAGGCCAGUAAGCCUUACUUCAGUAGUGGGGAAAGUGAUGGAAACCAUGCUAAAGGAUAGGAUUGUUGAACAUCUAAAAACACAUGGAUUUCAAGAUCAGAGACAACAUGGGUUUACUUCAGGGAGAUCAUGCCAAACUUAUCUUAUUGAUUUUUUUGAUUGGGUAACUAAAAUUAUAGAUCAGGGUGGUGCAGUAGACAUUGCUUACUUAGAUUUCAGUAAGGCUUUUGACACUGUUGCACAUAGAAGGUUUAUCAAUAAACUGCAAUCUUUAAGUUUUGAUUCAAAUAUUGUUGAAUGGGUAAGGCAGUGGCUGAGUGACAGGCAACAGAGGGUUGUAGUUAAUGGAAUAUAUUCGAAGCUUGGACUUGUCACCAGUGGGGUACCUCAGGGAUCUGUACUUGGACCCAUUCUCUUUAAUAUUUUUAUUAGUGAUAUUGCAGAAGGUCUUGAUGGUAAGGUAUGUCUUUUGCUGAUGAUACUAAGAUAUGUAACAGGGUUGAUGUUCCAGGAGGGAUAAGCCAAAUGACAAAUGAUUUAGGUAAACUAGAAAAAUGGUCAGAAUUGUGGCAACUGACAUUUAAUGUGGAUAAGUGCAAGAUAAUGCAUCUUGGACGUAAAAACCCAAGGGCAGAGUACAGAAUAUUUAAUAGAGUUCUAACCUCAACAUAUGAGGAAAGGGAUUUAGGAGUGAUUAUUUCUGAUGACUUAAAGGUAGGCAGACAAUGUAAUAGAGCAGCAGGAAAUGCUAGCAGAAUGCUUGGUUGUAUAGGGAGAGGUAUUAGCAGUAGAAAGAGGGAAGUGCUCAUGCCAUUGUACAGAACACUGGUGAGACCUCACUUGGAGUAUUAUUGUACGUAGUACUGGAGACCGUAUCUUCAGAAGGAUAUUGAUACCUUAGAGAGGGCUCAGAGAAGGGCUACUAAACUGGUUCAUGGAUUGUGGGAUAAAACUUACCAGGAAAGGUUAAAGGAUCUUAACAUGUAUAGCUUGGAGGAAAGACGAGACAGGGGGGAUAUGAUAGAAACAUUUAAAUAUAUAAAGGAAUCAACACAGUAAAGGAGGAGACUAUAUUUAAAAGAAGAAAAACUACCACAACAAGAGGACAUAGUCUUAAAUUAGAGGACAAAGGUUUAAAAAUAAUAUCAGGAAGUAUUACUUUACUGAGAGGGUAGUGGAUGCAUGGAAUAGCCUUCCAGCUGAAGUGGUAGAGGUUAACACGGUAAAGGAGUUUAAGCAUGCAUGGGAUAGGCAUAAGGCUAUCCUAUCUAUAAGAUAAGGCUAGGGACUAAUGAAAGUUUUUAGAAAAUUGGGCAGACUAGAUGGGCCGAAUGGUUCUUAUCUGCCGUCACAUUCUAUGUUUCUAUGUAUAUUCAUUGAUCAAUAUACAUUUUGGUUCUAGAGAUAUGGGACAACUAUGGGAAACAGAAAAUGCAUUGUUUUUAAUUAAUGAAUUGCAUAAUGGAUUCAUGUUGAAGAUAACAACUGAAAAAGGAAAUCUAAAACAAACAAAACCGUUCAUAACAUUUUAUUUCUACCAACAACAUACAUGAUUUAGAUAAACCCUAGCCUAGGUUAUCAUGAAUUCAGCCUGUAUAUGUAUAUAAUCAUGACUGGGGACAUAAUGUGGCACGAAUAUUUUCGAUUUGGCUCUUUAGUUACCCCUACUUGUGUAUCUUUUGUGGUUCACGAUAUCUUCUCAAUUUAUUUUCCUUAGCAGACAACUUUUAUUUGAAUAUUUAUUUUAAUUCAGUUUUAUUUAUGGUUAUUUAUUCUUUAAUUAUGCUGAUUCAAAUUUAGCGUUUAUGGAUUACUCUUCCAGGUAUUCAAGGUUUCCUAUCGCUUUUAAUCAUUAGAUGAAGUUUUGUUUAUUUAAAACCCUUUUUGUUCAUCUGAUAGCUAAAGGUUUUGUUAAUUCAUCAGUUAUUGCCUUUUUAUAUAUUUUUAAAAAAGUAACUGAAGUAGAACUGUGUCUGCGUUUCAUGUUCUGUACAUGCGAUUCAUGUUUUUUUAUUCGAUUUUACCAAUGCAUGUCUGCUUAUAUCUUAUUUUCUCAUUAUUUUACAGAAAGAAUGAAAGGACUGUAAAGCAUAAUGAGAUCCGUAAGAAAUAUGGUAGGUCAAUUUGCUUUUUGGUGAACUGGUUUUUGUUUCCCAUUCUCCAGCUGAAACAAGGCCAUAUUUUCUAGAAACACAUUGCAAAACUGGAUUUAAGUUGGUGCUAACAGUUGUACAGUAUUUAUGUGAUAUGAAGUCCCUAAAUACGUUGUCCUCCCCUUCAUAUUAAAAUUACAGGGGAACAAGUACAGCUAAAUACAGCUAUUGUUCAAGGGCUAUUGCUCAUUCCGUUACAUGACCGAAGAUGGAAAUUAGGUGGUAAGCAACAGCUAGUUUAAGGUCCCUGUCAGCCCAAGUGAGCUGAUAACAUACUGCUUUAACACAUUUAGUGUUUGAAAUGAAAUCAACAUAUUCUUUUGUAGCCUGCAUGAACAAAAACUGUUUUAUUUCAAUCAGAUGUUAACUUGCGUUAGACGUUUUUAUCUCCUGCUUCGUAAAUUUAACUUCAAUCACACAGGAGGCUCAUGCAGGCACUGGGAGACUAUUAAUGGAGACAGAAAUUAAAUUGGAUGUGCAAUACAGGAACCUAGAAUUCUCAAGGUUCAUUUUUAGGAAGUGUUUAUGAAGGCUGUGCAAGUCACAUGCAGGGAGGUGUGACUAGGGCUCUACAAACAAGGUGAUUUAACCUAAAUGGCAGAGAAUUGAGCAGCAAGACUGCAUGGGUAUAACUUUAGACAUCAAAACUACUUAAUUAAGCUAAAGUUGUUUUGCUGCCUAUAGCAAUCUUUUAAUAUAUAUUGAUGUUUGAGAUGCAAAGAUUAACAAGAGCAGUUUUUGUUCCUGAACAAGACUUUUCCAAACAAGAAGCAGCCGCAGAUCAAUGGGUAGUUUCCCCUCCUCCCAAGUUGGACAGGACACCUAAAAUCAAAUUUAAAAAUAUUCCAAGAUGGCAUCUCCACCAAUUAGACCACAGGAUCUGUUUGUAUGAUCGGCACUUUGCACUUUCCUAGUUGAAUGGCCUUCAAGCUUUGUUUUAAAGGGACACUAUAGUCACCAGAACAACUACAGCUUAAUGUAGUUUUCUGGUGUGUAUAUUAUGUCCCUGCAGGCAUUUAAAUGUAAACUCAGAUGGCCACUAGAGGUGCUUCCUGGGUCAGUGCUGCACAGGGUGCAGAACUGACAUUGUGUCUCCACACUUUGCAUGGAAGCGCUAAAAGUUCCUCAUGGAGAUGGAUUAAUUCAAUGCAUCUCUACGAGGAGAUGCUGUUUGGUGCAGCACACUAUUUUGGCUGGAAAGAAGUAAGUUUUUACCCUUUUUAAAGGGAGCAGGGAGUGGGGGGUGCGUACACUAAAAUGUUUGUAUUCCUGAACCUAUAGUGUUCCUUUAAGGAUUUUAGCUCUGCACACAAAGAUAGUUUUCUUUAUAGUUUUUACAUAAGCCAAAGGAGUCACAAAGCGUCCACAAGAAUUGGGGUCACAGUACGUUUUUAUUUUUUUAUCAUUUUAGCUUUUUUCAGUUUACUGCAGUAAUUCAACAACAAAAAGGCAAAUAGUCCCUGGUAGUCACAGAAAUGAGGUCAAAUGGAGGCUGCUAUAAUCGGAAUUAUAUUUUCUAUUGGUGAAUCAAAAUGACCAUUUAGGUAAUAUCUGACAAGUAUGAUCUUUUUCUCACUUACCUAUAUGCUGCUGCUUUAGGCACAGAUAGGACAUUGGUUAAGAAAGACAUACACGACAGAUGAACCAUAUUUUUUUAAGUGUAAUAAUAUGCUGUCAUCAAUGAUAUAUAGCGCAAACUGAAUAUUAUAACAGGUUACAGGAUACCAUCAGUCAAAUCCUCUAUUUGCUAUCAACUAGGGUUACUGUCAUCUUGUGAAAUGUAUAGAAAAUCUACAUUUGUAUGAAAAUAUAAAAUGAAAAAGAAAAUACCAUAUAUUUGUAUGUCGUGUCAGUCCAUUGACCGAGUCUCUUUACCAGCUGUGGGCUGGGAAAUGGCUUUGAGAGAAGUGCGAAUGUGGCAAAAAUUGGGUGUCGUUCUCAACAUCUCAGACCUGGGUAGUGGUAUUGGAACAUUGUGUAGAAAUCACCAAGAUCCUUGGAAUGGCCAGGUUUAUUUCAUAUCUCAUUCUAAGCAUAGUAGCAACAUUGGAUCAUUGCAAGUCUGUGGUGCAGGAAGUAAUCAGCUGUCCAGCCUGGCAGCCUGGUUCUUUGGUGUGCUAUGACGUCCAUGCUGCUGUGGGCUAAACUGCUUAUCUCAUAAAGCCUUCCUUCAGAUUUGGACUGGAAUUUAAGGGAUAAAAUCAGACCCUCAUGGGUAGAGCUUCCUCACGGUGGUGGUGGUGGUGGUGAGGGGGGUCUACUUGCUUUUUACACAUGCUUUGCAAGUGCAGCAGUAGUAGUAUCUUUAAAUUAUAUAUAGUAUACACUUUGUACAUUAAUAUACAAAUGUUUCCUUUCUCUCUCUUUUUUUUUUUUUUUAAUUCAUUAUCUAAAUCUAAUUCAUUAUUCAUGCCAAGUUGUACAAAGAUUCAUUACGGUUCCCUACAGCUAUUGUGGCGAGGCAAACCGGAUUGUUCAGUUAUUUAAUGCACUAACAAAAAUAAAGAAUAUAAAAAAAAAAGUUAUACAAAUUAUGACGCAUAAAGUAUACAACAAUAUGUUAUCAUUUUUUAUUUUUUUAUUUUAUGUGCAUGUUUAAUACUUUGCUCUAGAAGAUUUUUUUCCAAAAUCACUCCCAUUGUUAUCCUGAAUAUGUUCUCAUUCUAAGAAUCUCUCUUGGUUAUUAUAGCUGGGGAUUUUGCACAUUCAUAUGUGCGGCUCCAAGUAUUUCCCUGACCAGCUUUAUCGUACCAGCGACCUGAUUAAUUGAGACUUCAAUACGACUAUCAGGCCUUCUACUGCCAGCGCAAUUUUUUUCUGCCCCAAACUUGUAACCAAAAUGGAUUUUCUGAAAUAUAUCUCCAUCAUAGCUGAGUUGGUUUGAAUAGAAAUGCAUACAUUACUCUUUAGUAUCAGAGUCUUUUCCCAUUAAGAAAUCCUGAAUAAAAUGUUAUAUGCUGCCAACAGAUGAGUCUAAUGCGUUCUGAAAAUGCAUAUGUUUAAUUCAAUCUUCUUGGCAUUUUCGCCACUUGAAACAACAUGGCGACGUAAGCCUGCUGUGCUGAGCCUUUGAAGUUGCUGCAGAGUAGUAUGUAUGCAUUUCUAAGCUCCAAUAUGAAAGAAUAUUUAAAAAAAAACCUAACUCUUACAUUGUGUAAUAAUUUGCUUAAUAGCAAAAAAUUCAAUAUUGUUUUAAGUUUUUAAUUUUUUUUCCCCCUGCAUGUCAGAUUUGGUUUUUAAUAAGUUAUGGUUAUUAAUAAGGAUAAAUGACAAAUAUGACAAGAUUUAUUAGCGCUGGCUCUGAAGAUUAAACCACAAAAUGUCUGUUCAUGCUUGUCGUUUGGGGGAGGUAGAUUUUAUUUCCCCUUGAUUUGCACCCACCCAUCUUUUCUCCUGUCAUUUAAAUGGUAAUGACAUAUAUAAUUGCAUUGCAAAGGGAAAGAGACCGCAGGAAGCCAAGACCUACAGUGGCUCAUAGCUGAUACAGUUUAGUGCCAUUAUGCUUUCAAGACUUUUAGUAUGCCUUUUGACAAACCAUGUGCCCUGUAAUUAUAGCUCUAAAAUGUGAUGAGGAUAAUUGCAAUUUAAGAAGAAUUAACAUGUAGUUAAGUUGCAUUCUUUACCACUUAAUUGAUACAAUAUACAGACUUUAUAACCAUUUAACAAAUGUCUGCACUAUAUUAUUCUGUUAACAUUCUUUUUAAGAGCCCACAUUAUAGUAAUGUAAAAAAUUUUUGGGAAAUACUUACUAAUUUAUAUUAGCUGUGAUACUAUUUACUGCAGGGAUCUGUUUUUAUUGACUUUGCAUGUUUUUGUAAAGUGUCAAGUUAAUUAAAUUUACUGGAAUUUGCACCAUUUUUCUCUGAAUUUAUACUUAAUACUUAUCAAAUAACCAUUUAAUUUUAUUUUUCAUACCUCAUAAUUACACGCUUGCUUAAUAUAGGGAUAUUCAAACAUAAUAUUAAAUAGUCUUGGGAAGUGACAGCUCCCCUUUAAAUACCUAACUACUUAAUCUUACUGAAAUGGUUAUGGUGCAACAACACGAAAAUGCAUGUCAGUAUUUAAGCACACUCAGGCAUUCGCACAAGGAUUUGGGAAUUGGAUGGUUAAUCAAUAUUUAAUUGUUUUGUAGUUGUUUUCAAUAGCAUCGGGAGUAAUGAUACUUUUAUAAAAAAUAAUCAUGGAUGUAUCCAAAAUAUUGAAUUUUCAACAGAGUGCAUCACAACCUCUCAAUGUCAACUCUGAAAUGGUACUUCAUUGAGUGCAGUUCUGUUUUGGAGCCCUUUAAAUGGGACUUAAGGACCGCACACUCAUCAAGGCUGAGAAAUAAGGUAGUUGCAGACAACAGCAUCUAUAUUGCUGACAUUUUAUAGUUUUAUGAAGUCACUCGUCAGAUCAGAUGAUUGGCAGGCAAGACCAAAAUAAUACCUGAGAUUUUCUUCAAUAUUGCUCUGUAAAGCAAUGCGAAAAUAACUGCAAAUAUUCUUGGAAAUUGAUAGAAAGUAUCUGCGGCAAAAUCAUUCACAAAUGGCAAGAGUUGAUUGGCUGCGCCCAUGCUAUUAUUGCCAAUCUGUAGCCCGUCAGUUUGAUGUCCAUGGAAAGCAGUUAAUAUUUGAAACAAUAUAUUUGUCUGUUUAUAUGCCUGGAAACACUUUUUAUCGGAAACUUUUUUUUUUUUACUAUCAAAGAAGAAAAUAUUAAAGGGACACUAUAGCCACCAAAACAACUUUAGCUUAAUGAAUCAGUUUUGGUGUAUAGAUCGUACUCCUGAUUACUGCUCAAUUCUCUGCCAUUUAGGAAUUAAAUCACUGUUGUUUAUGUCUAGGCAGCCUUAACCACACUGCCAUUGGCUGUGACUGACACAUGGGCAAAAAUGUUUAAUUUUCAAUCAUAUUUUAACUUACUUUAGAUGUUUUUAUCUCCUGCUCUUUAAAUUAAACUUUAAUCACAGACAGGAGGCUCCUGCAAGGUCUAGCAAGCUGUUAACAAUGCAGGAAAUGCAAUGCAAGUAAUUCUAAAUUAAACAGACUAUGCCAUAAAGGAGGUGUAAACAUUAGAUUUCACUUUACAAGUGUUUAAGAAUGCUUUGCAAGUCACAUACUGGGAGGGCUGCAUAAACACAGAGAUUACAAGUUGCAUGAUCUAUACACCAAAACUAAUUCAUGAAGCUAAAGUUGUUUUGGUGACUAUAGUGUCUCUUUAACCCCUUAAGGACCAAACUUCUGGAAUAAAAGGGCAUCAUGACAUGUCACACAUGUCAUGUGUCCUUAAGGGGUUAAAGAUUUAGUGUAUAGGGGAGUGUUAACUCAGAAGCAAUUACUAUAUAAGCAUUGUUUAAAAUCCCCAUCAAAAAGCAAAACACAACCUUUGUAUUUAGUGCUAACUAGAUUUUUACUGAGAUAGUCCUGAUUAUUUUUUUCCUUUAACAAUAUAACACGCUAACUAAUACACAUACUCUAAAGUGCCUACAUAUAUUUAUACAUGGGCAUGGAGGACAUAUUGGCACUUAACCCCUUAAGGACACAUGACAUGUGUGACAUUUCAUGAUUCCCUUUUAUUCCAGAAGUUUGGUCCUUAAGGGGUUAAAUACAUCAUAUUAAUUCACUGUAAUUGUAUUAAAGAAGACUUUUAGGUCCAUAUUCUCAAAACCGUGAGUUUAGCAGGAUUGAGCAGGCAAAUGAAAUCGAAAUUUAGGCCUCCAUUUUCAAGUUAGAAAAAAAGUUUUUACCUAAAAAUGUUUUGAAUUCGAAUACUUUGUCUUAAACAUUGCAGUCCUAAAAUCCGUUUUAGAAUUCUGCUUUUAUUUCUGCACAAUUCACAGUUUAAUGAAUACACCCUUCAGAAGACCCCAGCAAAUACUUUUUUUUCCCAGUACUAAAAGCUCAUAACCGAUUCAAAUGUUCCCAGGAAAGGUCUAAUUACAAAUAAAAAAAUACUUUCUGUUAAGGGAAUAUAAUUGACCAAACUUACUUAAUAAGUUGAUCACCAUUCCAAACGAACACUCUAUUAGAAUGGAUUGCCAUAAAAUCUAGGAGAAAUCAUGUGUUAAUUAGCGUUUUGUCCUUUGGGAAUGAUAUUUGCAUUUUAACUGAUUUCGUGCCCACGCUAAUAACAAUUUUCUUUCUCUUCCAUGAAUUAAUAAAAUUCCCAGUGUAAUGUACACAAGAUUACUUUCAAUUAUCAUCCAGCUAUUUCUAGCUCCAUGAAGAGUAUAGUGACAGAUAUGUCAAUUUAAAUGGUUUGCAUAUGAUUAGACGAUCUUUACAUACAUACAUACAUGCAGAUCUAUUUAUAUGAAAAAGCAAUAAAAUGCAGCUAUUUGUUUAUGAGCGAACUAUUUAGAUUCACAGCACAUCUCCUAACGGCUGAGUACUGACAUUUUUCAUUUGCCAAAAUAUGUCAGGCAGAUGGAAGUUUAAAUUGCAAUGUUCAGCUUCAGAAUCGGACAUAUUAAUACAUAUGAAAGAUUCGCUUCUAUUUUUUUUCACCGUUGUUUAUUUCCAAAUACUCAGACCUUUUUGGAUAAAGGUUUGGAUUUAUCGACACGUCCCCUAGACUUUAAUGGUGAGUUCUAAAGAGAAGAAGAAAGUUAUUUGAAAAGCUUAUAUAGAAGUAUUAAAUUGAGGCAUUUUUUAGAAAACCAUUUGUAACGGAACUCCCUGUACUCCGACCAAGUACCUUCCGUUGAUGGACACUUCCUAGCCUGCGCCGAGGACCACAAGCACCACACCGGACACCACAGCCACCGCAGACUCCACAACCGCCGUAGCUUAACUGGAGUCUCGCUGUCUUCUGUCCACCCUGGAUCAGCUUCUGUCCUCCAGGACCGUGUGGGGAAGACCUCUCCUCCAGGAGAGCGUAUCAGGAACAAGCUCUUAAAAGAGCUAAGUGAUUAAAGCUCAGGGGAGUAUGCAGAGUAUAGCAAUCCCCAGUGUGAGUAUAGCUGUCCCCUCCAAUAACGAGACAAGACUACGUGGUGAGGGUCAAGAAGAACGGUUUUACUUGGCACCAUAGGGCCUUCUUUUAUGCAGGUUUUCUCUACAUAGGACCACCCACAGGGUUUUGCAGAACAACCAAUAAACACAUAGUAUACAGUACAAACACUCCCAUCAAUCACACACAAAAUCCUACUUUUUACACAUACACUGUAACUUUAAAAAUAUACAUUCAAUCUUCAUAAAUUACAUAUUCGAACUCAGCACACUUUAAUUACAAACAUAUUCAAAAUUCAGCCAAUUCCAUGCAGGGGUUAAAAAGUUAGGUGGACCGCUAGCACAUUUUCCUGCCCAAAACAGUUCCAUAGAUUUGGGCUGUGCGGUCGGUCUAUUUUACACAGAAAAAUGACUAAGUCCCAUUCGAAUGCACGAACGGGGCCGUUCGUGCAUUUAGCUUAGUAUAGCAGUGAGUUCAAACUGCCGAACGGGACUUAGUCUCUGUAACUGAAAACAGAGUGUAGAAGAAGGUAAGGGUCAGCGGUGUUCGUUGAAAUGUGUAGCCGAUUUUAGUUCCAUGGAUUUGGCUACACAUACCGCUGAACUCGUUCGAAUGAACAAAGAUGGCCACCACCACGUGUUCGUUUGUCGAAUGGCGGCCACUUCGGCACUUCGGCUGCAUCUGAAGUGCCAAUUUAAAGCUGCAGCAAGAGUCUUUUAAAAUCCAAUCUGCUAAAAUAGUCUUUAACAGGCAAUAUCUUCCAGGGGCAUUGUUCACCAAAGUCAUAAUGUGCCCACAGACGGUUCUUAAAGGGCCAUACACAGUCCAAUAAAAGUCCAUAAGCCCAAUGCUGGUUUAAAAGGGUACAAUCUCCCAGGGGCCAUAGACGCAGCUACAAUUACAAUUGAUUCUUGUGUUAAAUGGAUACUAUAAGUGCCAGAAAUACAAAGCUGUAAUCCUGGCACUAUAGCUCCCUCUGCCAAACCCCCACCCCUGAGUCAGUGAAUAAAGGGUUGAAAACACUUUAUUUAAUUACCUUACCCCAGUACUGAUGUCCCUCUGCACUUGGUCGUGGCUCUGCCUCCUCCUCCAUCCCGCAACAAGCGGGCGCUAAUGCGCAUGCGCAUGAGACCUCCCCAUAGGAAAGCAUUGAAUCAAAAAAUCUGACACUGGAUGUCCUCAUGCAAAGCGUCAGAUACAGGACCAAAAGUCAGUUUGGAUCCAGGAAGCACCUCCAGUGGCUGUCUGGGAGACAGCCACCAGAGGUAGACUUAGUGCUGUAAUGUAAAUAAAAGGGGCAAUAGGGACAUUGCACCUAGACCACUUCAAAGAGCUGAAGUAGUCUGUGUGCCUACAGUGUCCCUUUAAUGGAAAAUCCAUUGCAUUCUAAUAAUCUAUACUAUCCCUUAAUAUGAUGCCUAUGGGCACACAGUGACUAUGUAUUUUACAAACAGUACUAUUCUAUUUUAAUUUAUUUAAAAUAACUAAGCACCAUUCUGUUAACACCAUCCAACAGUUCUGUGUCAAACCAUUUUGAAAGAGUUUGACACAAACUAAGGGCUCCAUAGGCUCCCACAACUGCCCACAGCUGUACACUUAAGCAUUAGCAACGUAAAAUUUCUCAGUAUGUAGAUUCCAUUCAUUGCAGAGUGUGUCUGCGAAAAUCCUUUAUAAGAAGUAUUUGUCCGUUCGGAAGUAUCUGUUAAACCAUGUCGUUUUCUAUAGGUAAAUUUAUUUACUAUCACUAGGGAGACUACUAAGUAGACCUAUUUAUGCCUUCCGGCUCCAUAUUUUCAUAGAUAUAAAUAAGCAAUUUCUUUCAAAAAUCGAUUAUUCAAUAAUAGUGGUCCUCUGAUAUUUUUACAUCUUCUUGUUUAAAUGUAAUUUUAGAAGGCUUAAUUUUUUAAUCCUUUUAUUUUUUUUAUUUUUUUAAAUGAUAAUAUAUGAUAACAUAUGAUAAUAAGAGCUACACCUUAAUGUCUGGGGGGGAUGGGGAUUCUUACUCUUCUUACCCUUUUAGCAGGGCUGGUCUGACCCACUGGGAUACCGGGAAAUUCCCGGUCGGAUGAGAUCUACCUUUGGGCCGUUGCCCUGCUGCCUAGGCACACCGGCCCAGGGGGUGCACCACAGGGCACAAUCGCCAGAUGACCUGCAGGAGGGGAAGAGCUCCCCUCUUGCCAGUCACGGUAUAUAGCAUGGCCAAGCCGUUGACCACAAUAGAGGAGCUUCUGUUCCCCUGCCCACUACACUGAAUGCCGAAUGGCUUCCCGUCAGACCAGGGUGGGAAACAAAAGCUCAUCUACCACAGUCCACGUCUCGGCCACGCUACUUGAAGGUACAUGAGUGGUGUGUGAAUGAGACACGUAGAGGGAUUGUGGGAAAAUGAGACACAUGGAGGAGCUGGGAGCAAAUGAGACACAUGGAGGAGCUGGGGGGAAUGAAAGACAUGGAGGAGCUGGGAGGAGGAAAUGGGACUCAUUGAGGGGCUGGGAGGGGAAAAUGGGACUCAUUGAGGGGCUGGGAGGGGGAAAUGGGACUCAUUGAGGGGCUGGGAGGGGGAAAUGGGACUCAUUGAGGGGCUGGGAGGGGGAAAUAGGACUCAUUUCUAUUGAAAUCUGCACUGCUUGAUAAAUGGAAAAAAAGGACAGACACUGAAGUGCUUUAGAAGUCUAGAUUGUCCCUUUACCUAUGGAAGUGUUAUUGACUAAGUUAUAAAAAAAGCUAUUCAAUGAUGCCUUGAAUAUUAAAUUAUUUAUAUAUAACAUACCAUUCUUCCCAGAAAGAUAUUUAAAUAUUUAACAGUAAUUACUGUUGGGAAAGCAAACCUCAGUGCUGUACCUUUUUAGUAGAUAAGAGGUAGUUUAGAUCCCCUGGAUUUUUACUUUUUGAUUUAGUAUUUGAUAAGACCGGCUUUGAUGUUCUGAACAUCGUAUUAACAAACAUCUGUAAUAGGAAUCCGAGAUCAUAGAAAGGUUUCUUUGUUUUCUGUUCAUGCUUGAAAGGUGAAAAGCUUUGCGUUCAGUCCCCUAAAUGAUACAAAAUUACAUGUGACCCAGUUUACAAUAUCAUUUUGGCCUUGAAGGUUACUGUUUGCUGAUUGGCAGAUUUUUACUUGACCUUUCGGAAAUAUUGACAAUUACGAAGUAUAGUAUUUUGCUACUUGACCACUGUGUAUAGUACCCUGAGGGACCCAGAGAGCAAAGUAAUUUUAGAAUGUCAGAUGUACUAUUUUGUUUUCCUUUUGUCUGUGCAAAUAACUGCCAAGAGUCUGUGUUUAUUCUAGUACAUAGCUGGAUCAGAGCAAAUACCAGUAAUAUUGAAAUUUUGUAUGAUUUCACCUGAGCUGGUUUUAUUACAUGAAUAUAUAAUACUGAUUAAGGAGCAGCGUGCACAAAAAAAUUAAAUAUAAUUUAAAAUUUUACAAGGCAUUUAAAAUCACUGAUCUUAGCAAACAAAUAUAAGGAUUCAGUUACACCAUAUGCCUAAAAUGUGAUAAGCCCACCACUACAUCACAGAGCACCAAUAUUUGUGGAAGAAAAAAUAAUUCCGAACAUGCUUAUUGCCAUACUUACUGCUUAAACUGCAGUAAGACACCCUCCUCAAGAAAUGUUAUGUUUUACUGCUGUCACCUCCAAAGGUGCACCCAUAGUGGAUAGGUGGGGUGCUCAGCCCAUUAGGAAUCUGGUCGGGAUUCCAAAUCUACACUGAAGCAAAUGUGAAUUGGAAGCACACCCAGGACAUGCAUUUCUAAGUGGAAAAAAUAUAUACAGAAUAUAGAUUAAGAAACAAUGCACACAAAAAAUACAGUUUUACAUGUUGCAAGGCUAUUUAAAAUCACCUAUUUUAGCAAACAAAUAUGGGGAAUCACUUACAUCAUAUUGCCAUAUAUGUAACUAAAUCCCCAUAUUUGUUUUGCUAAAAUGGAGGGGGGGGGGGGUAGGAGAUACAUACCUGAACGACCCUACCUACUGCUGACUGCUGUCCUGAUUCUGAAUGACAGACACUCCAGCUACAUGCUCAUUUUAAUUAGUGGAAGUGAGAUGCAGAAUGUACAGAAUCUAGAUUAUGUUGGCAGUUAAAAGCACAUUGGUUUAUCUACCUUGUCUGUUAUCCUAUGUAAAACAUUAAUCUAUCUUUCAGUAAAAAGAUGUACACACUCAAAAAAAUGUAAUCUAUGAUAUGUACUUGGUGCGGUCAGAUCAAUUCCAUUUGUCUAUCAUCAUUUUACAAAGUGGUGGCUUCACAAAAUCCUAUUGGUGCAGCACAUCAACUGCAAAGCAUGCCUUCUGUUAGAGUACUUUAUUUUUAAGUCUUUAGAGACCAAUGGCCAGCAAUGCCACCAUAACAAUGUUCUGGAAGGCUCCUAUUGCAAACAGGAAUAAGAGGAGGGCUUUACAGAGAUCGCAAAGUAAAAUAAGACAGAAUAAUGUCUUUAAAGACCAGGUUGUCAGAAUGGCAAAGAAACCUCUUAUCCUUGAAAGGUUAAAAAUGCUGUUCUUAUUGAACUUGUCACGUUUGUAGCUGAACUACCCAAAAAUGAAUUACGGUAUGUAGUGGCUUGGCACUAUUUUUUAUUUUUCCCUAUUUUUCAGAUUACUUUCCCUGGUCCUACAUGUUAAAUUGUGGAUAUGAUGUCACUUUUCAUUUCAUAGUAACUUUCGGGAGCCUGGUAGUUUAUUAAACGUGUUGUACAAGAUGAGAACGCAUUGGAUUCUAGUGGUACUCAUCUCCAGAGUUUAUUCGGGGGAUCUGUGCUAGAACAAGCUAAUUUGAAGGACAAAAUACCUUUGCUUGAAAUUCUGAAUGUGUAUAUAUAUGUAUCUAGUUAUUUAUGUAUUUAUUUUUUCUUUCUUAUAGGCCUCCUCCAGGAUACGGAUCAUCCUUACAGCAAAUAUGAAAAUGAAUAAAUAGAAUGUUAUCUACUCUGCCUCAAUGUGCACUAAAGCAUGAGCACGCAUAUAUACAUAUGUUUUCACACCACAUUUUGGAUGUUAUGAGACAUUUUCAUUCAUUAUUUUGUUGGAGAGGUUGUUUUGUGAUUUUUUUUUUUUUUCUAUUUGUAUUGUAUUUUUUUUUUAACCCUCGCUUUCAUUUUAAACAUUUCUCAUAUACCAUAAUGAAUGAAAGAAAAAAAAAUGGGGGUAAAACUCAGUGUUUGUUUUAGGUCUUUUAAAACUAUAUCUGUCAUAUAACAAUGACAUAAUGGCACCUUAUAGCUGAUCUUAUUACACAUACGUUUUGUUAGCAUGUGUUAAGAAAAUACUGUUUUUUGGUAGAUUUUAGAUUAGUUAUGCCAUUAUAUUAGGAUGUGUUUAAACCAACUCGCUCCUACGUUGUCUGCUGCUCAACCCAGUGUCAUAUAAAUGCACUCCACUUUAAAUGUAAGGUAUAUCUUUUCAUUUAUGCCUUUGUUAGUGAUGCCAGCACACAAUGUCUAAAUUCUAUUUUUUAAUAUACCUGGUUGGGGGUAAAAAUGCUUUGUAAACUAAAAUGUUGGCAUUUUUGUUUUGCUUGAUGAUCACAUCGUAGUGGUUAUGGUUAAGUUACUGUUACAUUGCAAAAUUAAAUAUUUUUCUACUGACAAAUUUCACAUUAUUCUUAGACUUGUGCAUUCAGUUUCAACAGAACUGCAAUGAGUAUAAAGUUUGAACGACCGUGAUUUGUCCAAAUUCCUAAACUCCAUAGCACCAUGUGACAGAAUCACAAAAAAAAACAAAAUGGGCAAAGGCUAAACUGCUUAAUUUGUUUUGUGAUUUGGAUCCUGAUCACAGCACCAGAAAAAGCAGGAGGGGAAUGGUAGAAUAAGCUGUUUUUCCCCAAAUAUACUGAUUUGGUUAUUUUUGUGCCAUUUUGCUUCAUCCAUAUAUUUUUUCCCGAUUGCAUAUGAAAUAUGCCUGAAAAGAAACUCACAAGGACAAAAAUCACUUUUUCUUUUUUGGACAAAUCGAUUCAGAUAACUUUAAGCCGUGCACAAGUCUAAUUAUUCUUUUUUGUUUAUUUUAUAUAUAUAUAUAUAUAUAUAUAUAUAUAUAUUUAUUAACCUUUUUACUUUAAGAAGGGUAACAAACUAAAACCUAAGCACUUAUCAGUAUCAGUGUGCUCACAUAUUAGGGACUGUGGUAUUGUAUGGAACCCAGCUAAAUACAGAAACCUACAUACAACAAUGGCCAAGGUCCGAAAGCCCUCUGUUCCCUAUCAUACACUAUGAGGAACCAUGGGUAGAAAGCCAUAUAAAACAUUACAUACAAGUAUUUUACAGUACAUUUAGAGGUGGGCCUCCAAACCUUUGGGCUUCAUUACUGACGAGAUCUAUUAAAUGCUUUCCGUAUUUAAGCAGCAUGUGAGAGAUCAAUGCAUGAAAACACAGGUUUUCUGUAAGUGGAACUCAACAGUGUUAAUUAAAGGACCACUAUAGUGCCCUGAGGGGUCCCCCUCCCGCCGGGCUCUAGGGGGUAGAAGGGGUUAAACUUACCUCUUUCUCCAGCGCCGGGCGGGGCAAGAGCCGCGCAUGCAUUUAGCCAGUCUCAUAGGAAAGCAUUCACAAUGCUUUCCUAUGGACGCUGGCUUCUUCUCACUGUGAUUUUCACAGAGAGAAGCGCCUCUAGCGGCUGUCAACGAGAGCCACUAGAGGCUGGAUUAACCCUAAUAUAAACAUAGCAGUUUCUGUGAAACUGCUAUGUUUAUAGAAAAAAGGGUUAAACCUAGCUGGACCUGGCACCCAGACCACUUCAUUAAGCUGAAGUGGUCUGGGUGCCUAUAGUGGUCCUUUAAAGGGGCAGUCUAAGCACCAUAACCACUAUAUUUUCUUGUGGUGGUAGUAAGCUGUGUACGGUAUACCUGGUUCAGGACUAAAGCAUUCUUGAGCACCGUGACCAAAUCCCGGGUCAGCUGACACACUCAGCUUACCACUGCCAUACGCAUUUUAAACAAAAUUGCUUUGACCAAAAAGCAGGGAAUACGGACUAUUACCACCAGAGGUCAUAGAGCUGAGACUGUCCAUUUUGAAGAAAUGUCUAUAGAUUCAUCACAGAAUAAACAGAACUUUUCAUUGGAAACAUUUCUCACACACUGGAUAUUUUCCAUUUAGAAUUCAUAUUUUGUAGGGUCAUUUAUAUCAUGUUACAUACACGUUUUAGUUAUCUUUUCGAUGUUGCACGUGUUCGGUAUGUUUCAUAUAAUUUGAAACUUGACUGUUUAGUUGUUAUGCAAACCUUAUUUUUAGACAUUAACUGCUUUCCUCUUUUGGUGUAUAUGUAAAUAUAUUUUGGUGGUGGUGUUUUUGUUUUCUCUGUUAUUAUUAGAUUAGUUGUUGGAUGACUUUGCUAGUAUUUGUCUCAAAUAAGAAUAAUGAGGUCAGAAUAUUCAGUUUUUGCUUUUUCUGUUUUGUUAAACGUAUAUAACAGUUUGAAUGUGGUCAUAACUUUUAGAGGAUCCAGCAAUCAAGAAAGUAACUGUUCCUCUAAGAACCUUGCACAGAACUAUACGAAAUUUGAAUUCUAUUCCAAGCUAUUCCCUGAAGUGAGAAUUGUUUGGAGCUGAACGUGAAUUCAACAUGAAUUUCAAAUUGAAUUGCAAAAUAGACAGACUGAAAACAUUCUCCAAGUCUGUCAUGCUUCCAGCUAAUCUAUUUUGGCCUUAAAUUUGAAAUUCACUUUGAAUGUGUGACAAUUCUAACAUUGGUGAAUAACCAUGAAUGUGUUAUCAGUGUUUCUUUACUUUUCAAUUCAUGUUUUCAACUCCCAAUUGACUGACUUUUCUAGGUCCACAGAUCAUUCCUGAAGCUUCCAGAUGUUCUGUACAUCCUACUACGUAAAAAAUAAAGUUAGCCUGUGAUACUUUGUAUUGUUUUUGCGUUACCAGAAAUCUUGUUUCAUUAUAAAUUUGGCAUGGUGGCCUCAUUGCUAAAUAAAGAGAACAAUUAUCUCUUUCUAAUUGUGCACUUGUUUUU
Molecule: messenger RNA, 52233 nt
Organism: Pelobates cultripes (western spadefoot toad)
Lineage: Eukaryota; Metazoa; Chordata; Amphibia; Anura; Pelobatidae
Source: the annotation of a GenBank genome assembly